Molecule: messenger RNA, 58830 nt
Organism: Anthonomus grandis grandis
Lineage: Eukaryota; Metazoa; Arthropoda; Insecta; Coleoptera; Curculionidae
Product: muscle-specific protein 300 kDa-like
Exons: 61
Coding region: 164-58216 (19350 amino acids)
Biological process (GO): nuclear migration
Cellular component (GO): meiotic nuclear membrane microtubule tethering complex; nuclear outer membrane; cytoplasm
Molecular function (GO): actin filament binding
Source: RefSeq, a predicted model, not a curated record
GCUUUUUUUACUUUAAGAAAAUUUCUUACUUUUAGUUUUUCUUGAUAUUUACGUGUGUUUGUGCGUGCUUACGAUAAAAGCAGUUACUGCCGCGUCGCGGGCUAUGUGGAUUACUAAUAUAAUUAUUUUCUUUAUCAGAUAUUAAUGAAUUGGUGCAACAAUAAUGAGCAAUAAUCAACAGCCAGGCAAGUCUAGUCGACUUACGGGAUCACCAUAUGCCCCGUCGCCACCUCCUCGUCUCGUUAGUCCGGGUGUUAAGAUGUUCGGAGGUACAGGAUGGACACCCGCUCGUCCUCGACCACGAUGGCCUCAACCCAGUCCAAUAAAUCCUAUGAGCCCUAAACCUUUUAGGCUACCUAUGCACCCGCCUUCUCCGGCUCCCAUAAGAUGUUUUUCUCCAUCUUCCUUAUCCGAUUCUUAUUAUCAGGGCAUUCAGCCAUACUCCUCUCAGGUAACUUCACCUCUUCCCUACCCGCCAUUGCACGAUUAUGAAAUGGUAGGAAUGCCACUUUCUCCUCCCCCUUUACCCCAGAAUUACCCUUGCGAAGAGGAAGAAUAUCCUGGAGGGCCAUCGACCGCCGAAAUUAUUGCCAACCAAAGUCAGGAUUAUAUUGAUGAAAAAUUAGCUGAGUAUCAGGCCACGAUUUUAAUGCUCCAAGAUGAGCAAGAGCGUGUGCAGAAGAAGACGUUUGUUAAUUGGAUUAAUUCCUAUCUUACCAAACGUAUUCCACCAAUGCAAAUAGAGGACCUAAUUGAAGAUUUAAAAGAUGGGACAAAACUAGUAGCGCUCUUAGAGGUGUUAUCUGGUGAAAAACUCCCCGUGGAGAGAAGCAGGCUGCUAAAAAGACCCCAUUUCCUUAGUAAUGCAAACACGGCUUUACAAUUUCUGCAAAGCAAAAGAAUUAAAUUAGUAAAUAUUAAUGCCAGCGACGUAGUAGACGGAAGACCACCAGUCGUCUUGGGGCUUAUAUGGACCAUAAUUUUAUACUUUCAGAUUGAGGAAAAUACAAGGAAUCUUAAAUAUUUGGCCAACUGGGGAAGCAGCAGCAGUUUGGAAAGUAGUGAAACCACGCCCUCUAAAGAAAAAUGGAAAAAGGGCGCUCGAAAGAUGCUCUUGAAUUGGGUGUCUAGUGCUUUACCUGAAAAUUCCGAGCUUCAAAUUCGAGAUUUUGGUGCUAGUUGGCGUGAUGGCGUUGCAUUUCUUUCCAUCAUCGAUGCCAUCAAAAAGAAUGUCGUGGAUGUGGCAGCCUUAAAGAAGGCAACAAAUCAAGUUCGUUUGGAAACCGCUUUUGACGCAGCCGAAAGUGAACUCGGUAUUCCGAAAAUUCUGGACCCGGUUGACGUGGAUGUACCAAAACCUGACGAAAAGUCGAUUAUGACUUAUGUAGCUCAGUUUUUGCAUAGGUACCCAGAAGCAAAGGCCGGCGGAUCAGGCUCCCAAAGCUUAACACAAGAUGAAUACGAACAACUUAUUAACUUUUUGGUAGAAAAAUCUAAUGAGUUAGAUGAAUUGGACCUCAGUUCUACCCAAUUUAGUGAUUAUUGGGAGUACAAAAUAAGUUUUGAAGAAAAACGAGAAAUUUACAACCGGUUGAGGCAUAUCUUGGAUAAAAAUAGCUGGGUAAAAUUAUCGAAGUUGUGGUUACGCUUGGAAACUCAGCUACUAAAUUGGCUAUGGUUCCUUGAUAGUCAACUUCCAAGCGACUUUUACUUAAUUGCUGAAUGGCUUAAAGAAGCUGAAAAAUUAGUUUUAUGCAAUGAAAUGUUCGAUGAGGAAAACAAAAUGGAUGAAGAAACGGCAGCAGUUAUUAGUAAAAAGUUAGAGGAACAUAAACAUUUUUUUAGCAAUUUAGAGGCAGUCAAAGAGAAGUUUAGGAUUUUAUGUAGUGGCCAUCAAGCUGAGUUAGUCCCAACCGAGCAAUUAAAUGACUUAAAUGAAAGACUGAAACAAAUUGGACCUAAAGCAGCACAAAGAAGAGUUAAAUUAAAAUUCUUGGAACAUAAAUGUUGUUUAGUUGCUUUUUUGCAAUUAACAGAAAACAAACUAAAAGGCUGGACAGCGAAAUAUGGAAACAUUGACCAUGUACUACAGUUGUUGGAACAAUACCGAAAUUUUGUUUCGAAGAAUAACAUAUUUCAGGAGUUUAAUAAAGCUUUCAGAGAUAUGCAGGCUGUUAUUGAAGAAUACAAACGUGAUGGGGACAUAGAUAUAAAUGAACUUGCUGAAAUCGAUCGAUUUAUGCGCAAAACUUCAGAAAGAUGGAAAAACGUUUCGACUGAAUUAAGAUGCGCCGAAACAAUGUUAGAAGAGGUGGUCGCAAACUGGCGCCGAUGGGAUUAUUUAACGCAGGAAUUGUCCGACUGGCUGCAAAGGGCAAAGAGUGCACUUCUAUUACCUGAGGAUGAAAAAAUUGAGUUUUUCCAGGACAUUGACAGUAACAGAGAUAAACAUCAGCUCCUAACAGACACAUUCUCUUUUCUCGCCGCCACAAUAGAGCCAGGAAUGGCAUUAAACCUCAAAGAGAUUUAUCACACACUUACAUAUGAUUUUAAUCAGAUUUAUGCACAAGUUGAACAUUUUGGUCACUAUAAUAGCGAAUUUUUACGACAAAGAAAAAAUUAUACCACAGAUCGGGACAAAUUGGUCAAAUUGUUGAAAACUGCUGAAGAAACGCUACUUUUCAAUAUUCCGCUAAACAGUAUUGAAGAUAUGACUCUUUACCGAGAGAAGCUUGUAAACCUUUAUAAACAAAUGGAAGAUGAGUUCGAAGAAUUAUUUAGGGCUGUAUCAAAAACAUUUCAACUGAUGAUUGAAAACUUAUCACGGGAGGACGUUGAAUUGAUAAUGCAAAAUCUAAAGGAACAAAAGGAGUUUUUGGUCAAGCUUCGUGCAAGAAUUCCCAUAAAAAUCAAUCAAAUUGAUCAAUUAAUAAUUAAGAAAAAGUCCCUUGAACUGGACAAAUCUGACAUAGUGAACUAUUUAGAUAAAGCGGAAAAAUUGCUCUCUUCAAUUUCUUUCGAGCUAGAUUUAAGAAAACAGCUUGAUAACUUAAAAGAGUUUUUUUCGCGUUCUAAUAACUUUAAAAGUAAAUUAGAAAAUAAAAAUAAGUUAUUAACAGGACUAAUAAAGACUGUUGAAGACCAACAAGGAAUAGAUGAGCUGGUGGAGGAAAUGGAGGGUAUUAAUAAUCGAUUUGCCUAUGUCAUGGAGAAUGCAAAGGUGUGGGAGGCUCGAUUAGAAGAGGGAAUUAGAUGUUGGAAUGACUUUACACAGACUGAAAAAACAAUAAGGGACUUUUUAACAAAAGCAAAACAAUUAUUUUCAACUGCUAUAGGCAAUGAAGAAACUCUUAACGACCACAAAAAAUUCUUUGAAUCAAUAGACGAGAAAUGGAUGCAUCAACUGUCACAUUUUGCAAAGAAUUUGUACAACAUCUUACCUCCAAAUCUACACCCACAAAUAACAUCGAGUGUGUGCCAACUUCAAAAUAAAUGGAAAGAAAUUCUGAAUUUUGCUCCCUGCCAUUUAAUGCAGUUGGAAUUUCUGACGGAAAAGGACCACUUUAACAAGUUCUUAUUGCAAUUAGAUAAAGAUCUUCUGUAUCUCUCACAGAAUUGUGACCUUAAUACUUUAAAAGCCCGCUACCCUAGCUUGGAAACAUCUUUCAGCAACCUUACCGAAUCCUUGGAUGUUUUAACUCAAAUUGAACUAAACUUUACUCAAAAUUGUUUGCAAGAUACCAUACAUAUGAAAGACACCCUAGAAAAUUGUAAAAAAGAAUAUGUACUUCUUAAUACAAAAGUGCAAUCUAUAAAAGAAAAGUUAGAGAACAUUCCGCAAAAAGUGGACUUAUACAGAAAGAACCUAAAUGAGAUGACAAAAUGGAUGGACAAGGUCGACUCGGCUUUAGAUCAGAUCUUAAAAGAAGUUAGCAGUGCUGAAGAGUUUGAUAAAGAAGUAAAGCUUUUUAGGACAAUAUGCCAUGAAGCCGACCAGAAACGCGACUGCAUAAAAUGGCUCGUCCAAACGUUAGAUUCUUUAAUAUCUCAUUGGCCCCAGCCUCAAGCGAUACAAGAGCAAAAUAAUUUGGAAAGCAUAAUUUUGCGUUAUAAAAACCUUAUUCCCACCCUGGAAAUAACUGUCACAAAAACUGAUACGUUGUCCAUGUGCUACAAUUAUCGUAAGGAAGUUAGACAAGUUUGUGAGUUUUUAUUGCAAAUUAAAGAGGACUUUAAGCCAAAAAAGGUUCAAAACUUAGAACAUAUUCAACAGUCAGUUCAAAAACUAAAUCUAACGGUUCAAAAGUUAGAUGAAAAGCGUCCUCUAGUAGCAACGCUGUUGCAUCAAGGAGAAAAACUUGGGCAAGAUGCAUUGGCACCUAAAUUCAUUACAGACGAAGUUCAACAGCUUAAAAGUAGUUGGAAUGAUACGUGUCAAGAGUCUGUGCAGUGCUUACGUCGCCUAGAGGCUACUCGUGACAAUUAUGAUGCAUUUAAACUCCAAAUAAAUACGCUUAAAAAUGUAUUGGAUUCCAAAAGAGAAAAACCUGAACUACAGCUUAAAAUUAUUGAAAACAUAGAUUUGAGUCCUAUUAAAGAAUUGAUACACAAGCUUCGUACUGAUACAAGUGAAACUCAACAAAAGUUACUUGAAAAAGAAUUACAAGAGGUAGAACAAAAAAUUAAAGAUACUCAAGAGGACAAGAAAAAAGAAAUUGCUCAUAAAGAGCAAGUACAAAAGAUUGAAAGUGUACACAAUUGGAUUUGCGUUCAAGAAGAAUUAUUAAAGAAAACUAUUGAUUCUUCCCUAGAGGAAAAACUCAGUCAGACACAAAUCCUACUUAAACAACUUUCGGAAAAAGAGUCUGAACUCAUUAAGCUUAAACAUUCUAUUUUUAAAGAGGAUUUACCACGAGUCCAAUCUUUAGAACAUCAGCUUACGUAUUUCAAGAAAAAUGUAGAAAAUAUAGCAGCAUCGUUUGCAGUAGAACAAGAAGUCGUCCAGCAACGUCAAAUGCGACUUAAAUCAAUUAAUUUACGAGCGGACGAAAUUGAAAAACAACUUCAAAUGAAACCGCCGACAUUGUCCGAGGCAAAGGAGCUACAAAGAGAACAGCUUCAAAGCCUUCAAGAGAUUGAAAAACUUAUUGAACCAGGAGAGACGCCAUUGUUACAUAAGCCCCAAUUGGCCUUGGAAAAAUUAAAUAAGGUUAUUCUAAACUGGUCUGAAAUUGAAAUGAAAAUUGAAGAAAUUGAUAACUGGUUUAGAAAUAUACAACUACCCGAUGAUACUUGUAUUGCAGAAAGCUCUCUAAUGUACUUAAAUAGGCUUGACAAUAAUUUAGCGCAAGUCCAAGUUAAAUUAAUAAAUCUUACUCAGACAGCACAAGGCCUAAAAAAUCAAAUUUCCCCAGAAACAGCUUCUCAAGUAUUACAACACAUAGAUCUUUUAAAAUCAAAUAUAUCUUCCUUAGAAAAUUCCGCGAGAGCAAAAAUCGACAAAAUAUCCGAAAGAUUGAUUGCUAAGCAAGAUUUUGUUACUAAACUAGCGACAUCCGCAAGCUCUUUAUCUGAAAUAAAACAAAAAAUUGGUCAAAUAGGUGAAAUUCCUGCAGACCAAAUAGAAUCACAUAUCGAAAAGAUUCAAGCGCUAUUGCAAGAACACCAGUAUGAACAGGAAAAGUUGCCGCACCUAAGUCACGAGCUUAGUGAAUUCUUACAAAGUACUUCAAAGUUAAAUAAAAUUGACCAAGUUGAUUCUCCAGAGUCCUUGCAACAAAUACCGGAAAAAGAUAACUUGAUUGAAGACUUUGGACCAGAAGGUGUGUCUCUUCAAAAUGAAUAUAGCUCCCUAGUCCAAGCAAACCAGGAAAUUGGCCAAGAAUUAAAAGAAAAAUUGAAUCUAUUUCAGAGCUGGAGGGAAUUUCUUCAUUGGCACCAAGAUGCUAUAAACCAAUUAAACCAUAUUUUAGUUCAAAUACAGUCUUUGCCAGAAGGCCAAGAAGGCAUAAAAGUUCUUAAUAAACUUCUAGAGGAGGUUGAUUUAAUAUUCUCUAACUUACCUAAAGAGCAGCAUUUACUUAAAAAAAAUAUAGAACAUGAGAAGAUUAUAAAUAGCGUCCAAGUUGAAGCCAAUAAAAUUAAAAAUUCUAUUCAGAAUAGGUUAGAAAAACUGAUAACUUCUGCUAGCCAAUGGGAAACCUUUAGAGAAAGUCAACAACAACUUUUAAAUGAUGUCAAUGAUAUAAAAUCCCAAAUUGAGAUUAUUAGAGAUGGAACAAAACACUCAAGUGAUUUACCACACGCAAUUGAAAAUUUGGAUAACCUUUAUAACAGCAUACAAGCUAAAGUAACUAGUAAAGAUCACAUUCAUAAGCUGGGUUUAUCCUUAAUCACUGAAGAUACUUCAAAAAUAGAAAUGGUACAAGAAAAUUUAAGAGGUAUCGAUAGUCAAUUUAAUAACAUCAUAAAAGUAAUUCAAAAUGAAAAACAGAAAUUGUCGCAAAUGAUUAAUGCUUGGAACAGCUUUCAAAUUGCAAAAGAUAACGUUAUAAAAGAGCUAAGUCAAUUUAAUAUUAAAUGUGAACCAUUAGAAGACUUACCGCAAGCUAAACUGAUUGCCUCAAAGCUAUCAGAAUCUUUAAAUAACUGCAAAUAUCGCCUAAAUGAAAUGGAUUCGAAGGCUGAAGAUGCAAUAAAAGCUUGCAUAGGUAUGCCUGGAAUUGAGAUAGAAGUUAAACGUGAUGUAAAUAUCGUACACGACGCUUAUGGAAAAAUGUAUGAGAAAAUGUUGGCAAAUAAUAUAAGGCUUGAAUCCCAAAUUAAAAUAUGGGAAGAUAUUUACGAAACCAGUCAAAAGCUAAGUCAGUGGCUUGAUUGGCAAAAAGAAGAAUUAGCUGAUGCUGAAAAAUCAGCCAAUCGAUCUAAACUGAAUAAAUUCAAAACAGAGUUUCAGAUAAAUCAAAAAUUAUUCCAAAGUUUACCAGAAAAAUAUUUAAAACUUCAAAAUCUCUGCAUUAUUGAUGGUAACAAGAUUGAAAUACCAGCAAUUGAAGGUCUUAUUAAAGGAUUGGAAACUGAAUUUAAUAAUGUUCAUGGCAGAAUACAAAAUUUAGAAAAAGUCAUUCAAAAUAUUGAUAAUGAAGAGCUGGUUAUUAAGAAUAAUAUCAAAGAUGUUGAAAAUAAUAUAAAAUCUUUAAGGGAUCAAAUUUUCCAAAACGAAAACUUGAGUGGAGAAAAUUCCAUAAUCUUAGAACGGCUUAAAAAGAUUAAAGUAUGCUUGAAAAAUUUGGAUGACUUAGAGCCGAAAAUAUCGGAUAUUAAAUCAAAAAUUAAUAAUUUGUCCCACACACAUUCUAGCGAUAUAUUAAAUCAACUGGAGUUUAUAAGAACGAGCCAACAGCAAGGUAAAAUGCAAGCACAAGCUGCCAAGGCUGCACUAGAAUCAAUCCUAAAAAGAGCGUACGAAGAUAAAUGCGAAUGCCUUGAAAGAAUUUUGUUGGUUCAAAAAGAGAAAAUUGAUUGGUGCAAAGCAGAUUUUUUGGUAAACAAAUCGAGCCUAGAAAUUAAAGUAAAUGCUUUGAACGACAUUAAGCGAAGCAUUGAAGACUGCAUUAACCGCCACAAGGAAUUGGAGAAAGUUUCUUUAAUAUUAAACGAAGCUGAACUACCGUAUAAUUCCUUUAUGAUAGACCAAUUAAAACAAACUAUAAAUGAAAUUCAAGAUGAGCUUACAAAUGUUGAAUGUGAUUUAAAUAAUUACUCUAAUGUUUUGAGUCAAGUGGACAAAAUCAUUUUAUGGUUAAAAAAUAUUGAAGCCACCACUAAAGAUGAUGUAUCAAGCCCAAUUAAUUGGGACUCAAUUGACUUAAAACAAACAGAAGUAAGUAAUUUACUGGAAGAAAUAGAUAAGUAUCAACAAGAAUUAUUGAAAUUAAAUAAAAAAUCAGCCAGCAAGAUACCAGAAAUAAAAAAUCUACAAUCUCGCAUAGAUAUUCUGCGGAAAUCCUUAGUUAAUUUUAAGGAAAAAUUGCUCCGAUUAUGUCAGUUAAAACAAGUCUAUAAAGAAGACGUUAAUCAAGUGGAUAAUUGGUUAGAUCAUGCAAAGCAAAAUUUGGAUAAAUGGCAAAAAAAUAAGAUGCCAAGCGAAGCUAUAUUGACUGAACUAAAAACAUUUCAACAUGAAAAAAGUACACAUCAAACUAUCUUAAAUAAGAUUAAAUCCCAAGCUGAAGUCAUAAUUUCAAUGGGAAUAACCCCAGAAGGAUCCGAAUCAAUUCGAGCUCAAGUUAAAAGUUUAUGCACUAGGUUGGAAAGUCUUGAGCAAAUGUCUAAGCUGGUAGAAAAAUCUAUAAUGGAAAAGCUAUCAUUUAAGGAGCAUUUAGGUAGAGUACAAUCGUGGUUAACUGAAGCUGAGUUGAAGUUAAAAGAACAGUUAAAACCGGCUUCAACAUUGCAAGAAAAACAAGUGCAUUUACAAAAUUUACUACAAGUUAAAGAACAAGCUAUUAUAAAUCAAAGUCGUCUUGAUCAACUUCAAAAAAAAGUUGACAAUUUACCCAUAGAAGAGCAGGAGGAACAAAGAAAAUUAGUUAGUCUCGUUGUUCAAGAAGUAAGUGAUUUUGUAAAAACUUUAAACGAUAACAUUAGUUCCUCUCAACAAUUCAUAGUGAACCAUGAGACGUACAAUUCUAAAAUAGAGGAUUAUCAAGGUUGGCUAAGAUCAUUAACAGCUGAAGCAUCCUUAUUAGUAGAAAAUACUUCCCAAGCACCAUUGGAAAUCCAACUGGAAACUGUGGAAAAUCUUCUUCAGCAAAAACCCCGGGGAGAUCAGUUUCUGGCAUCCUGUAAAGAGCAGUUGGAUAAAGUUUUAAAAGAAACAGCACCAGCUGGUCACCUUAUUCUAAAAACGCCCCUGGAGGAACAACAACAAGCUUGGAUGCAAUUCUUAAACGUAUGCUCGAUGGCUAAAGAAAAACUUACUGACUUAAGCAACGUAAAACAAGAAUUCGAUCUUUUAGAAGGAUUUUUGACCCAAAUUGAGGCAGAAAUCAAAGAUCAAAGCUUUAAAAGUAGUUUGGAACUGAAGCAAAUUCAGUUAGAUAAGUUAAAGAGCUUAGAUGCUAAACUUGCAGAGAAAGAGGAAGUAUUUUCUAGUAUGGAGAAAGUAGGGGAAAAACUAAAUAUGAACUAUUUAAUUAAACGUUAUCAAAUGUUAAAAAGUAACAUUAAAGACCAGAUUACGCGGUAUGAUAGUUUUGUAAAGGAACACAUGGAAUUUGAUGAAAGUUAUGCUAGUUUAUCCGAAUUUCUGGAUAAUAAAGAAAUGGAAUUAAAAGAAAUUUGCGUGAUAGUUGGAGAUUUGAAUAUUCUCGAUUCGAAAAAAUCGAAUUUAUUAGCACUGUUAAAUGAAAAAACUCAAAAAAAUAAGCAAUUUGAGGACCUAAUUGUUCGAGGAGAAAAACUUUACUUGCACACAUCUCCUGAUGGGCGUGACUUAAUUCGUCAAAAGUUAAAAAAUUUCCGUUUAAAAUGGGAUAAUCUAGAAGACGAAAUACAAAGAGCUAAAAGUAAGCUGGACCAAUGCAUCAUAGAUUUUACCAAUUUUACCUCGACCCAAGAAGAGUUAACUUCAUGGUUAAAAAAUGUGGAAAUAGGAAUGAAAAAACAUACAGAGUUACGGCCGACUUUACUAGAAAAACGUGCGCAGUUGCAAAAUCAUACAAUAAUGCAUAAAGAAAUAAUUGCACAUCAAGAGAUGGUACAAAAUGUCUGCGAGAAAGCACGAAAACUAGUUCACGAAACUCACGAUAAAUCAUUAAACUCAUAUAUUAAAUCCAUAGACAAUUUAUUUUUAAAUAUUGUAAAAAAAUCCGAACAGCUAUUGAAAAAUUUGGACAACUGUGUAGAAAUUCAUCAAAAUUAUAACAAAAAAAUGACAGAAUUUAAAUUGUGGCUUAAAAAUCAAACUGAGAAAAUGUUGGAUCAAUGCAAUACAAGUGGUGAAAAAUCAUAUGUAAUGAAAAAUAUUGACUACCUAACAAAUUGGAAAAGUAAUAGUCAUAAAGAAGGGACUGCAGUGUGGAAUGAAUUGAAGAAUUUAGUGGAGGUAGUGCAACAGGGAACCUCUUCUAGCGGUGUAGACGUUUUAAAUCAAGAACUACAAGAAGCAAAGGAAAAACUGGAAAAUCUUCUAGCUGAGAUAGAUAACUUAAUUGAAAAGCAAUCAGACAUCUUAAACAGAUGGAACAACCAUGAAGAAAAACUUAAAGAAUUAACAGAUUGGUUACAAAAAACUACAGGUGACCUUCAGAAUCAACCGUUACAAUGUACUCUGGAAGAAAAGAAAAUUCAACUAUCGACCUUUGAAAACUUGCAAAAAAUAAUUGAAGAAAAGGGUGCGGAAAUUGCAGAGUUUAUUGACGAAAGUAACUCGCUAUUUAAUUUAUCUGGAGUAGAGAAAUAUAAGCCUAUCUUAUCGCAGUUGCAUGAAAGAUAUCAGAAUUUAUUAAGCAUGUCAAAGAAUGUUGCUGAACACUGGAUAGACUUAGUUGGUCAUCACCAACAAUAUCAAGAAAAGAAAGAUGAAGUUUUAGAUUUCCUUAAAAAGACAUUUGAAACAAAACUUGAAACGGAAACAGAUCCAGAUAAAUUCAAAUUGUUGUCAACUAAUAUGGACCUUGCAAACGAGAAAAUCAAUUCCUUAAUCAUUAAAGCAGAACAAGUACUACCCGACACGGCAAUGAGCGGAAGAGAAACGAUAAGAUCGGAAAUUCAAGAAAUAAGAAAAAGAUGGGAGGAACUAAAAGAGGGAAUUGUAACGGAGCAAAAAAUGCAAGAGAAUAAGCGAAACCUUCUUUCUCAAUUGGAAGAUGCCGUUCAGAAGUUUAAGACUUGGUUAGAGACGAUGGAAAAACAGGACAAGCUUGGUCAAAUUACGCAACAGGAGAUGCGCAAUUUGUUGUUGCAGAAAAAGACAGCACUACAGGAAAUUGUAGCAUAUAAGAAAAAGGUGGAUGGCAUCAACGAGAAAGUCAGUGCAAUUACAAAACUCACAAAGGAUAGUACAGAUGUUCAGCCUGAGAUUAACUCCAUCAACGAACGUUACAAUAACCUCCUUGAAACCACCAAAAAUGAUAUCAGUCAGCUUGAAAAGUGGCUUGAAAUUUACCAGCAAUUUUACUUCUCCUUUAAGCAUGAGCAAGAUCAACAAAAGAGCUUUUGGAACAACUUAAAUGCCUUAUUAAAUCAACAGGGAAAUAAGUCAGUUAUUGAAGAAAAAUUGGCCAAAGUCGGUGAACUGGAAGACAAUUUAUCUCAAAGUAAUUUAAAGAUCAUGAACCUUAAUCAACAAAUAAACCAAACUAAAAUAUUGCCCGCCAAAUUACAAGAAACCAUGCAACGAGAUUUUGAACUUUUAAAAGUGGAUCAAGAAAAAUGUGUUUCAGUUUUACAGGACGUUAAAUCUGACUUAACGUCUAAAUUAAAAAAAUGGGUUGAAUUAACCUCAUCUAUUGAAAGGCUACGAGGAUUUUUAAAAGAUAGUGAAAAAGAGUUGAAGUUAGGUUUUGAGUUAAAGACUACUUUGGAAGAAAAAAAGGAGUUACUGGAUAAAUAUGAGGCUCUAGUCACAAACUUAAAUGAAAAUGAGAGGGAAUUCGAUCAAUUAUCGGAUGAAUUUAGCGAAUUUGUUGCCAACGGCGAUUUAGGAGUUUCAACAGAUUUGCAGCAGUUAGGUUCCAGUUUUAAAUCUAUCAAACUGGCGGCUAAAGAAAUAUUAAAGAGAUGUGAGCAAGCAUUUGAAGAACAUAAAAAGUUUCAAGAGAAAUAUCAGGAAUGUAGUGAACUAAUUAAAGCGACAAGAAAUAGAUACGACGCCACCAUGCAAGAUACUUUUGAAGAUCAAAUAAAGAUUCUCGCGGAACUACAAAGCACAAAACCACAAGUAACAGUCUUGUUAAAUAAUUUAGUUGAACAAGGAAAUAGUUUGGGCAGUUCGACAUCAGUGGAAGGUAGAGAAGUAAUCACUAACCAGCUGGAUGAUAUACGUCAAGCAUUUGAUGCGAUUUUUGAUAAAAUAAAUCUAAGCGAUCAAAAUUUGAAAGUAAAACUAAAUUUAAUGACGGAAUUUGAGCAGAAUUUAAAAGAAAUUAAAAACUGGAUUGAUGAUUUACAGUUCAAAAACAAAUUAGAACUAAAAUCAAGUUUAAAAGACAAGAAGGAGCAGCUAUACAUUUACCAAAGUAUGCUUCAAAAAAUUCAGUGUUACCAACCAAACAUCGAAUGCUUAAAAAGUAAAUAUGAAAGCUUACAAAGUAGACAUGAAGCUUUUGAAGCCGAAAUGAAUGACAUAUCAAAGGAUUAUAAUGAAAUGCUAAGUCAAGUUAAACAUUUCGUACAAGAAUACGAAGAAAUUGUCAAAAAUCAUCAAACAUUUGAGAAAACAGUUCAAGAAUCCGUUGAUUGGAUAAAUGAGCAACAAUCAUCAAUUGCUUUAUGGGGAGAAACUAAUGUGGAGAAAGGACCACUUUUAGCAAAUUUAGAACGACUUAAGAAAUUGUCUGCUAACAUACUCGAAGAGCAACAAUCCCGCUUAUCAACAAUAAAAGUUCUGGCCGAUGACGUUAACGAGAAAACCCUUGAUCAUCACAGACCAUUAAUUAAUCAACAAGUAGUCGCUGUGGAACAACAGUAUAUAGCUCUAAUUAAUGACAUCAAUAAAGCUAUAGUAGCACUUGAAGAAAAAGCCUUACAUUGGUCGGAAUAUGAACAGCUACGUGAUACUUGCGCCAAGUGGUUAUCUGAAACUGACGAAAGACUCCAUUGUGUAGAUCUUAUGGAGAAUGUUGAGGAAAAGGAAAAACAGUUGGAUACUCUAAAGGCUCUUCAUGGAGAAAUUAAAGCCAAAGAGUUAGAAAUUGAUCAGGUAACUGAACGUCUUCAACAGCUAAAUCAGGGCACCUUCGGUUCUCGAUCAUUGCACGCCUCUGAGCUGGGAAUAAAAUACCAACAAAUUUAUCAAAAGGUUAAAGAAUUGCUAACUAGUAGGCAACAAUUUCUUAAUGCGCAUUUAGAGUUUAAUUCUGAAUUAAAUAGUUGUGAAAAUUGGCUUAAAGAUCUAGAAAAAAAAAUUGCAUAUUGUGAGCAAAUUAAUGGUGUCAGUCAACCGGACUUAGAAGCUAAAUUGGCCAUGAUUCAGGAGUUAAUUGUUAACAAAGAAGUUGGCUUUAGUACUAUACAGAAACUGGUCGAAAAAGCCCAAGGAGUACUGGUUAAUACCGCACCAAGCGGCCAUGAAACUAUUAAUUCUAAAAUAUCGCACUUACAAACAAACUACUCGAAACUAGCUACAAAAAUGAUUGAAAUCAAAUCUCAAAUAGAGGAAGCACAAAAUAAAUGGAGCGGUUUAUUAAAUGAAAUCACUGCCCUUGGAAAAAGGCUGGAACUUAGAGAGGCUGAAAUCAAAGAACUUGAGGAGAAAAAGGCUACAGCAAAAGAGAAAAAAAUACAACUGGACAAAUGUAAGUCAUUGGAAGAGAAGAUAAGAUGUGAGAAAGUGGAAGUAGAAGCAUUGAGAGCAAACGCAGAAGAGGUUUUAAAAAGUGAUACUGAAGGAGAAAUGUGUAGUGUGUUGGAACGAUUUGAUCAGAUCUUCGACCAAUUACCCAAACUUCGUAAUGUCCUUCAACGAAAUUUCGAAGACCAUCAAGCUUAUAAUUCCGCUUAUGAGGAUAUGCAGAAGUGGAUGAUCCGUGCACAAGAAAAAGUGCCCCAGUUGACACCAUCCACUACCUCAUCACGAUCGGACAAAUUUACUAUUGAAUCUUUAGUUGGACCUUUGGAUCAUUUAAUAAACAAACGUGCUCAAGGUGUGGUUUUAUUGGAUCAAUUGGACCAUAAAGCCGAAGUGGCUAUAGGGGACACAAAUGAAGUUGGAAGCGAAAGUAUUACUAAGGAUAUUAGAGCUCUGCGGGAAAGUUUUGAGAGGUUAUUUGAAAAUCUAACAUCUCAACGAGAAGAACUAGAAGUAGUUCUAGUUCAGUGGAGGGAGUUUAGGGAAAAGAUGGAGAAGGUAUCCGACUGGCUUCAACAAUUAUCAAUUUUAAUCAAAAACCAAAAAAUUGCUUUGGGAAAAAAUUUAGAGGAAAAAGGAGAGCAAGUAAAGAAAAUAAAAGAAGUUCUUGAAAAACUUGUGGAUGGAGAAUCACGUAUUCAAGCUCUUAACGAUGAUGCUAAAGUUUUACUUAAGUCUCCCCUAGAGGCUCAUAUUACAAUUCAACUUCAUCAACUUCAAAGGCGAUAUGAAGAUGAAUUAAAUCAAGCUAAAGACGUUUUAGAAAAACACCAAUACAGUUUUAAUCAACAUCAAGAAUAUUUGAAUAAUAUGACCACAAUUCAGGCUUGGAUAGAUUCUGCAAGAAAAACAGUUUCAGACUGCUCCAGUUCCAAUAAUGUGAAAGAAAAUGUACAACAAAAUUUAGACAAAAUCCGAAGCUUGUUUAGCCAACGGGAAAAAAAUCAAACUUUGGUAAAUACUACGAUAACUUGUGGCGAACGAGUGAUAAAAAUGACUCGUUCCGAUGGACGAGAUGCCAUAGCUGAGGAAAUCAAAAAACUUCAAAAUUACUGGGAAAAAUUGGUCAAGAAAAUGGCAACAACCAAAGCUAAUUUGGAAACCGAAUUGUUACAAUGGGAAGAUUUUGAUAGCUCAUACAAUCAGCUACAAAAAUGGUUAGGAGAAAGGGAAAAACAACUGAUGGAUGUUUCGGAGGAAACAGCCAAAUGUAAAAAAGCAACUACAAGUGGUUUAAGUGCCCUCCCUAUAUGCGAACGCAAAGCGGCUAUGCGCGAAACAUCCAACAUAAUCCAAGACAUAAUAUCCUUUGAGCCAAUGGUUCAGUCCAUCGCUACCAAAGCCGAAGACUUAAAGCAACCCUCCUCUAGUCUCAUAUCCGUUAAAUAUGAGUCUCUUACUAAACAGGCAAGGGAUUUGUAUGAAAAGCAAAAGGCUUUAGUUGAACAACACCAGGCUUUUGUUGAUCAAGCCAAUGAAUUUCAUAAGUGGCUGCGAAUGGCCAAGGAAAAAUUGGAUAAAUGUCGUGAGCCUGAAGGGGAUAGGGAGGUGUUAGGUAGCAAAUUAGCGCAAGUAGUGGUUUUACAGGAAGACGCAAUGAAUAGUGGUAAAAAGGCCCUGGAGACGACUUUGCACGAAGGAGUGAAGGCGUGUCAGGUCGCAGACGACAUGGAUCGUGAAAUCAUUGAAGAAGAAGUCGCUCUACUUCAAGACGACUAUGAAAAUCAUUUGGAGCAACUAAAUGAAAUCAAACGAAAUUUAGAAUUAACAAUAGUAAAAUGGACCGAAUAUAAUGAGAAAUUUAAUCAAGCUAUUAACUGGCUUAACGAACAAGAAGUACUGAUCCAGAGUUUUAACCAACUCCAAAGCAGUUUGGAAUUAAAAAGAACCAGUUUAGAGCAGUUCCAAGUACAUUUAGAAACUUUAUUUGAUUGGCAGGGAGAAUUAGACCGAAUUAAUAUGCGAGCCCAAUCAAUAUUGGAGACAUGUUCAGAUUCCCGAGUUAGUAAUGCUGUGACCCAGUUGUCAACCAAAUAUAAUGCAAUUCUAAAUAUGGCGAAGGAAUUAAUGCGUAGAUUAGAAUUGCAUUAUCAGGAACAUCAACAACAUAACACUCUUUAUCAUGAAUUACAAGACCUUAUUGAAAAAAUACGUGAAAAGUUUCAAAAUUGCUCUGAUAUUCCUUCAAAAUUAACAGAAAUUAAUAACAAGCUGCAGAUUUUAAAAAGCAUUCGUUUGUCCAUUGAACAAGGUCAGAAUAAAUUAAGAUAUAUAAAUGAGCUUACAGAGAAAUUAAAAAUCAACACCGAUCCAUUGGGAGUUAAAAAAAUUGAGGAAAAUACUGAUAAUUUAAGGCAGGAUAUGGAAAAGUUGGUACUCGAGGUGGUUAAUCAAGAAGCCAAGCUACAAAAAAGGUUGGAAGAACUAAAGGAAAAUGAAAAAGUGGAAAAUAAAUUUUUGGAAUGGUUAAAUGAUAUGGAGUGCAGGCUGGAGGAGGAAGGGGAGCGAUUAUUCGACGAUUUGCCCGAGAAAAAAGCUCAACUGGAAAAAUACCGACAACUUCAAAAAGAAAUCUUGAGCUAUCAGUAUCCUUUGGAGUCCAUACCCAAGGACCUUCUUGACAGACAGGAAUCACUGAAAACUAAGAUUGAAAAUUCUAUUGCUGACUUGAAAGACCAAGUUUUACAACACGAACAGCAUAAAAGCAAUUGUGCAAAAAUCCGCGAUCAAAUCAGAAAAUUGCAAAAAGACAUUCAAAAUUGUGAACUUCACCAGGGUGAACUGCCUGAAAUUUUAGAAAAACUGGGAGCCAUUGAUGCAAUCGAUUUAAAAGCAGUUGAGGAACUAAUUAAUAAAACAAUUGAGGAUAGUGCUAAAGUAACAAAAAAUACCGGUGCACAAGGAAACGAGGUGAUUUAUCAAGAAAUUGAUGAAAUAAACACAUCUUUGGAAGGACUACAAAAUCUUUUCAAAAAAGUGAAGAAUCAGUUAGAGCAGUCCAGAGACUUAUGGUUGGAAUUUAACUCUAAUUUCGCUACAGUUGAAGAUGCCAUCGCCAAACUUACUAGCGAAGUAUUACUAGCACAAAAUGACUUAGAACGUUGUCAAGCAUUACAGCAAGAUCUUAAUGCAAUGGAGUCUGUAAUGGUAAAAUUGACAGAUUCCAGUGAGAAAUUAAUUUCGGAAUUAAAUGGAAUAACAUACAUAAGAGAAAAAGUAUCAAAAGUGCAAGACAAAUUUUCAGAACUAAAAUCGAAAAUAGAAGAAAUGUUGAUGAAAUUACAGAUGCAAGUAAAUGAGCGGGAAGAGUUUUCGGAAGCGCGCAAGAAAUUGGAAGAAUGGUUGAAGCAAGUAAGGGUUGUACUGGAUAAGACAGAACAAUGCCCCAAGGAUGAACCCACUCUUAGAAACUAUUUAAGCUGCAUUCAAGAAAUUGACUUACCAGAAGCCGAUAAAUUACUUAAUCACCUCCAUGAGACUUUUGCAAAACUUAUUUUUAUCGACCAACCCAAUGAGGAACAGACAUUUAGAGAAACUAUAACAUCUUUAAAGCAAAAUUUAGAUCAAUCUAAAUCUGACUUAAAGUUACACGAAGCGAAUCUGAAGGCUUCUUUACUUAAAUGCUUAGAAUAUAAUGAACGUAAAGAAAGUCUGAAAAGGUGGCUUGAUGAAAAAGUUAAAACAAUGUUACAAACUGGGGAAUCAAAAGAAAAUGUUAGUGAACUAAAGGCUUUAGUUGACCGUUUAAAACACUUUCAAGAAGAGUUAGUUGAAAAGCAAGGAGAGUUGGAAAACCUAAAAGAUUUCUUUAACGUGGAAGAACUCAAGGAAAUAGAAGCUGGUUUCCAAGAAGCUCAAUUAACUUGUAAGAAAAUAAUAGAAGAUCUUGAAGCAGAGUUAAAAGACUGGAACAACUAUCAUCAAAAACUACAGGAAAUUGAAAAGUGGCUCUUGCAAAUAUCUUUUCAACUAAUGGCUCAAAAUUCAUUAUAUAUUACUAAUAAAGAGCAGACGGAAGAGCAAAUCUCCCAACAUGAUUUAGUCUUAAAAAAUAUUGUAGAAUAUCAACAAACUUUAAAUCAAAUCACAUUACAUGGACAGAAAUUGCAAACACGAUUCCCAUUACAAAAGAAUGAAAUAGAUACCCAAUUAAAAAAUAUCCAAGAAAGUUAUGAUUCCCUUCUGAAAACUGCGCUUAAUAUUAAAGAGAGAUUGGACGAUUCAUUAAUUAAGUUUAUAAAAUAUGAACAGGCUUUAGAAGAAAUAGAAAGAAAAUUGGAUCAACUAGAAGUAGAAUUGAAGGAAACGGAUGAGGGAAAUAUUGCCAGCUUUGCAGACGCAAAAAAAGCGAUGGAAAGAGCUAAGAAGCUACAUGAUGAUCUCCAAGGGCAAAAGGCUAAGUUAGCAGAAGCUGUACAAAUCUGCGAAGCAGCUACGGCUUCAAUAAGUCGUCCAACAAGUCCCAGGGAUAUUCUACCACCACCAGUCCCGAUUAAAGAGUUGGAGUGUCGAGCAAGACUAGAAGAUUUUAUUGAUGAGGUACAGGUUCAUCUAAGCAACUUAUCAACAAUUCUUAACAGUUGGGAAAAAAUUGAAAAACAAAAAGCUGAACUUAAAUUAUGGUGCGAAAAACAAACGGAAACUAUCAAGGAAAGUAAAACUCGUCCAAUCAAGUUACGAUCGGAAUCUGCCAAACAAGAAUUAAACCAAAUGACAAAACUGUUAACGCAAAUUGGCGAAAAGCAAAAUUAUUUAAUGGUAGAAUUGGCUGGAGACGACAAUUUAAAUUUGCUGUUGAUAAACCUAGAAACGGAUGUUAAGGAAUUUAUAGCAGACCGAGAGGAAAAACUUAAGUUUGUUGAUGAGUUUAGAGAGGCAUUAAAGGAGUUAAAUGAAUGGAUUGAUAAUCUCAAUAACGAUAUUGAUAGUGUGGAUAAACGUUCAGGUAUCAUCUGCAGUCAAAAAAUAUCCUUACUUAAGCAACUAAAACAGGAUCUUUCGGAUAAAUUUCCUGAAAAACUUACUGAUAUUAAAUCAAAAUUAUCCAAAAUUAAAGAUCUUGUUAAUGACCUUGAUUCUCAGCAAAUUGAAGAUAAUUUAACAUCCACUGAAAGAAAAAGAAAACAGGCCUUAAAAAAGGUGCAACGCAAAAUUCAGUUACUGGAAGCGACUGUAAAAGAACUUGAGUCGAUUAAAGUUGAGCUAACUGAAGCUUUUAAAUGGAAUAAGGAAGCUCUAACACAAUGUCAAAGAGAUCACACCUUAAGCCACGAAAGUGUUAAAGUUAAUGAUAAAUUGGCGUUAGCCAAAGCUUUACUUAAAGAAACUGAGGGCAAAGUUAUUCUUAAAGAUGCAUUAAUUAGGAGACUCGGUAAUCUGGCUCACGAUUUAGAAGCAGCAGAAAAUGCUGAGUUAAGUGAAGCUUUAAAUAACUUAAAUAAGGAACAAACUAUAUUAUUAGACACGAUUAACAAUCAAAUUCAACGAUAUGAAGCCGCCAUUGCUGUGAGACAAGAAUUUGAAGCCAUUUUGAAUAAAUUUAAAAUUUGGCUUGAUAACCAGUCCUCUGUUGUAUCUCAGAAAAAAACUGAAUGGCCUUUACAAGUUCAGCAGCUGGAAAAAGAAUUACAUCAACAAAAAAUCGACCAAAACCAAAUUGAAUCCGGGGGCGCGGCAUCCUUGCAGUCUAUUUUAAAAUUAGGGCAAAAUUUGUUGAAGGAAUGCGAUCAGACUGAUUACCAACAACUGGAAAAAAUUUUAAAUGGUAUUCAGGUUACCUUUGAUAACCUUAAGAUGACAUUUAAAAAUAAAGAGGCUAUGUUAAUCGAACUUCUUGAGUCUAGAAAACAGUUCGAAAUUAAUUCAAAUGACUGUUUUGAUUGGCUGAGGCAAGCAGAGGUGACGACGUCCCCUGAUUUAAGAUGGACUGGUAUAGAGGUAUUGGAGGAGCAGCUUAAGACUUACGAGAAAUUAAGAGAGGAAUGUUUGAAAAUUGAAGAAAAUAUCGAUAAAAUUAACCUUGAAGCAACAACGACCAUUCUACCAACCCUGAACGAAUCCGACAAAAUCAGCUUAAAGGAAAUUUUAAACAAUCUUAAGGAAAAAUACCAAAAAGUCAAAAACCUAAUAAAGCAGAGAUACGAAGAUUUGAAAAUAAAAACAGAAGAAACCAAAAUUGCUUUAGCACGAUUAAAGGCUAGCUUAUCCUUAAUUGAUGAAGUAAGAAAACAGUUAAAAGAGGACGUGACUCAACCAAUUGGAACAAGAGUUGAAGAGAUACGAAAAAGAAUGACUACUUUGGAGGGAUUGGGGAAAAAUAUUAAAGAUGAUAAGACGCAACUUGCAAAAGUAGCAUCAUUAAAUAUUUUGGAUCUUAAAAACGUAAGCAAUUCUCAAGACCAACUGAUAAAAGCAAUUGAAGAUCAAAUUGCUAAGCUUAAAAAGUCAUCUAUCUUAAUAGAUCAGUAUCGCGAUCUUAUUGCCGAAAUAACCACAUUCCUGGCGAAGUAUUCUGAGAUCGUUAGGCACUUAGAAGAAUCUGAUGAGAAUAUUGAUGAAAAAAUUCGCAAAUACGAGGAAAUAUUCAAGAAAAUUCAAGAAUACGAGGCGCAACAUGCACUUGCUGUAGAUAAAGGUCAAAAGAUCGCUGAAGAUUGUGACGUUCAGGAACGAAAUGAAAUUAUGGCAGAACUGCAUGAAUUAAAGAAUUCGUUAAACACAUUGCGAAAAACCGUGGAAAAACAAAAAGAAAAACACGAGAAUUAUUUGGCCGAGUAUGCAAAGUUCGCUGCUGAUUUGGAGGAAAUUUUGGAUUUGUUGCAUGCGGAUGAAGGUGCCGCGAAGUCCAGACCUCUACUAACUAGAGAUGUCACAAGUGUAAACGAGGAGUUAAACAAAAACGUUGCCUUAACUGAAAAAGUCACAACCUAUCUAGAAAAAUUAAAAGCAAUGAAAGAAGCCGCUAAAUUAUACUUAAAUCUCCCCGGUACUUUAAAGGAUCGAAUUUCCGAAGCAAAUUCCUUUAUUACUAUGUUGCCCACUGAACUUGAAGAGCAGUCCAAGUAUUUGUUAAAUCACAAACAUUUAAGGGAGGAAUAUAUUAUUGUGAAGAAGAAGCUUUAUGAUUGGAUAAAAGAGGCAGAAGAAAAACUGUUAUUAAACCGAGAUGGCGUAGAUUUUGAAAACGCAGCGCGCGAUAUGGAAAAUCUGAAAAAGUUCUUUAAUGGUAAAGAGGAAAUUUUGAAGGUGCUACAGAAUUUGCAACAAUUGGCUGAUCAGAUAUGGCCCAGCUUAGAGGUUUACGAGCAAGACGAAAUAAAAAGGGAGCAAAAACAUCACACCCAAAUAUUAAACAAUACAUUAAGUGCAGCAAAGAACUUAAUAGAGGAGCUUGAUCACCACAGCAAGAAUUGGCAGCAAUACCUAAGCACCAUGGAAAAGGUUAAGUUGGUUAUGAAAAAUAUUACAUUUGGCGAUGAUAAAUACAUAGAUUCAUUAAAGAAACUAAGGAAAAGAGUGAAAAAAUUGAAACAAACCUUGGAAAAUUUAAGGAAAGAAUCCUGUGACUUGGACUUAUUAAGAAAAAUCGCCAACACCAUUACCAACGAAGCUAACGAGAAAAACAAACUUAACGUAGACACGCAAGCAAAUCAGAUUCAAGAAGAGUGGACUUCGUUGAUCUCAGACCUUCAGGGUAGAAAGGAUACACUUACCACAGCAAGCGAAAUUUGGGAGAAAUUUGAAUUAAAAUACAAACAAUUUGAAGAUAGUGUUUUUGGGAUAGAAGAGCAAGCAAAGAGCGUUAACUUAGACGUAAAAAGUCGGCCACUGUUAGAUGAAUCUUUAAAGGCUUUAGAGGUAUUACUGACUGAAGCAGAGAGCCUCAAGACAAAAGAACAAGACUUGGUGGACACAUCUAAUUCACUUCAGAAGUAUUUGCAGGACAUUUCACCUUCUGCCGCAUCCAUCUUAGAUGAGAAAAUAAAGCAAUUAAUUGAUAGAUUUUAUAGGCUUCAACAAGACCUAAAGGAAAAACGGACAACAAUUCAAACGAAUAUUGCAUUAAUCGACUUUAAUAUAAACAAAAUUAAUGCACUAAAAAGUGAAUUGGUCAACCAGAAAUCCUUGAUAAAUAAUUUUGAUAUAUUUAUUGAAAAUCUAUCAGAAAUAGAGAAAGAUUUAGAGGACCUAAAAGUGAAAAGUGAAGAGAAAAUAAGCGAAGCUAACGAACUUAUUAGUACCGUCGAUAAAGAGUUAAAGUUGGAAAAGGAAUUAAAUAAACUAGAGUUACUCAGUGAGGAAAUUUUAUCAGCCAUGGAGGAAAAAUUCAGAGAACUUAAGAGGGCGAAAACUAUUAAAAGUGAAUUUUUAAAAGAAGAGGAAGAGCUUAAAAUGUGGAUUAAGGAGUGCGAAUUCAAAAUCGAGGAUCGUUCUAUUUCUCCUCAAUUAUUAAAUAUUACUUUAACACAAAUUCAGCAAGAUAUGCCAAAUCAAUUUGAGAAGUUUGAUAAUUUAUUACAAAAUUCUAGGAUAAUAGAGAAAAAUACAAAAACAAUUGAGGAGAAAAACAAAGUGAAGUCGAUUGUAGCUAAUUUGGGCGACCAAUUAAACCAUCUUAAAUCUUGCUUUGAAGAGAAAAAAGAACAAUUGUCGGGCAUUUUAGAUUCCUGGCAACGAUUUGAGGACUUUUAUAAGCAAGUUUUAGUAUGGAGUGAAGAACAAAGGGAAUUUUUGAAGGAGGAGUUGGAUGUGGGCGAUUUGCAGGAGCUAAAAGGAAAAUUGCAGGUUUACAAUGACUCUGUUAACCGCUGCAAAGAAAUUACGAAACUCCUUAGCCAAAUGGCUAAAGAAUUGGAAUUUAUUGCCAGUGUAGCAACAACAGAAGAUUUACCUAAAAAAAUGGAAGAAGCUGAAGAAAUCAAGACCGAUAUUGAGGCGCAAAUUUUAGAAAGGACCUCAAUUUUGCAAGAAACGUCUGAAGAAUGGGAGCAAUGCGAAAAGAAGUUGAAGGAAGUGCGUACGUGGAUUGAGAAUACUAGAACGGUGUUAGAUUCCGUAUCCAAUAAAAGGAGACCAUUGAGGGACCAACAUGCCCUCAGAGAGAAAUUCUUAGGCGAUGUUCAUAUACAAAAAACCAAAAUUAGACUGUCUAUUGAAAAGUUACAGCUGCACUUCCGAUUGGGUAUAAGAGCCGACCCAAAAGUCACGGAUGCCGUCACAGAACUUAAUGCUGAAUUGGAUCAAUUAGAAGCAACAAUUAGAGAUCAAGCGAGCAAUUUGGAAAAGGCUAUUGCGCAAGUGGAAGAAUACCAGAUGGAAGUUCAAAAACUGAGACAAGAGAUUGCACAGGUUGAGCAGCAACUAAGGACGGCAUCAGCCCCCAACUAUAAGCCAAAUGAUCCAGAUGGGGCUUUAACAGAUCAAGAGGCAAAAAUCGGACAACUGCAAGCUCUAAUAAGAUGCAUGGAUCCCUAUGCUGUGGACCAACCUUCAGUUGAAGAUAGAAUCAGUUAUGCCCAAAUAACUGCCCAGAACCGGUUGAAUCCCAUUUUAUCUACCAAGGACUUAGCAAGUGAAUAUUUGGUCAUGCCAACAAUGGACCAUCAGGAUUUAAACCCUAAAAGGGCGAAAACAACGACUAACGCGUUGACAAAAUUAUCAGUUAAACCAGACUCAACUGGAGUUGACUCCAACACGUCAAAUAAAAACUUAAAUAAACAUAAUACAGCGGUAAUUAAUGCUUCUAAAAAUCCAGCAAUGCCUGAAGUUAUAAGACAUUCAAAUAAAACACUUUCAAUUAAAGAACAAGAUGCUCCUUCUCAAUCCGACAAUUCUAAAAGUGUUCCACAAACCAUACAUUUGAACGAUAAUAAGACUGCGUCGGAAAUAAAUGUAUUAGGAUUAGGUAAACAAUCACAAACAUAUGCGGAUGUUUUAAGAAAUCAACGUCACUCAAUGAAACCCUAUAGCGAUAACACUCAAGCUCAAUUAACAAAAAUAGAUUCGAAAAUAACAGAACUCGAUCAACGAGAGAAUACUAACGCACCAAUAAUGUUAAAAGGCAGCGAAUUCACUGAUCACCCUGCUCAACAUAAAACUUUUAACCAUCAAUUUUUAAUUGAACCCUCUUUAGAAUGUUACGGUGUUCAUCCUUCCAAUGAACAUUUUUUCUCAAAUUAUACUUAUCACGAACAGGACCUAUUUAAACCCAACUCCGCAUACAAUGAUAGCUGGUCAUGUUCUGCAGACAAGUUUGCGAAAUCCUCUUCUUCAACUGAACCUACUGAUAAACCAGCCUUUUCUUGUAUGGAAAAAUCACAACAGUUCUUUUCCUCGGUAGAAGUCGAUCAUAAUUUUAAAGAAGAACUGCCAAAACAGUCCUCAUUUAUAGUAAAAACCAGCCCAGAACCCUACUCUUAUGCACAAAUUGUGACGCUAAAAGGAUCUCAGCCAUCCAGUAUAACCCAAAUUUCGACCCAAAAUGAAUCUUCUACGCUUGAAGACUCGUUUAAGUCACAGAAAGAACACAUUUUGGGUGAACGUACCCCUCGUUCUUUUUCGAAAGAUGCAGGGGUUAUUGAUAAAGCGACAAAAACGAUCGUACGAACGAAUAAUUUAAAUCAGGCAGAGAACACCGAAGAAAUGCCACGCAAUAUUAACAUAAAUACAUCUCAGUAUAAAAACCCAAAGACAAAAGACAUUAUUUCUAUUGAAGAAUGUAAGGAAAUGCCACUGAAUGUUAAGAAAGAACCCUUAAUAGUUGCUGAGCGUGAUCAAGACUCUUUUGAGCUUACUUCACCUAAUUCAAUAGAACAACAUACAAUAAUAAUUGAAAACAAUGGAAAAACACUAAAUGUUGCUAAAGAAAUAACACAUGGCAAUGCAGCCCCAAAAGAUACUGAAAAAGGAUCAAAUGCAGUAAAAACUAUAGAGCCAAUAUCAAAUGUUUCCAAAAAGAAAAGAAAGGGGAAACGUUUAAAAAAUAACGACACUAAAGAAAAAACAAUUAUAAUGGAGCCUGAGCCCAACCAGACUUCAACAAUUAAUAACUCUGAUAAAAAUAAACCUAAAAUUAAAAAAGAUUUAAGCUUAAAUGCAAAUAUUAAUAAUAAACCAGAAGGGAGUUCCAAAGACCAGUUGCCUUCAGAAAAACAGUCUCAUUUUGAAAUUAUUGACAAUUUGUUAUCUGUAAAUUGUCCAAACGAAUCUGUAGAAACUUCCAAAAAAGUACAAUCUAGUAAGUCAAUUACUAAAACUAAAUUGGCAAAAGAGAAGAAACGUAAAGAAAAGAUUUCUUUAAGUGAAAUAAAACUUAAUGACAAAGACCAUUUGUCGAAAACCCACACAUUAAUAAAUGAAAACAAAUGUUCGAAAACUGCUAGUGAAAAUGAAAACAGCAGUAUCAAUUUAUCCACUAAAACUAAAACUAGUAAUACUAGUAAUAAAGAAAAUAACAAGUUUUCUAAUGAAACAAGUAAAAAACUUAAGAAAAAUAAUAGCCUCGCAGUAAAAACAAAAGAUAGUAAGACCAACGACUUAAAAUCUGUGAAUAAAUUAACAUUUAUAACGCACGAAGAAGUUCGUACGAAACCGAUCAUAACACUAAAAAUGGAGUUCAACGAAACUCCUAUUACCCACAUCAUUAAUAAAGAGAAAGAAAUUAAAGAAGAAACCAUGAUUAAUAAAGAAAGCAAUAUUUUAACAGAAGAUAAAUUAGUUGAAACCAAACAUACAGCAGAACAAACAUCAGUCAUUCAAAUAGAAAUUGACUCAAAUAAAAAAGAAAACGAGGAAAAUUCACCUCAAGAAGAUAAUUUACAAAUGAAUGAAGAAGUUGUUAGUACAUCUAUCGAAGUUCCAUUACCAGGGGAUAGUAACUUAAACCAAGUUUUAGGUGAAGAAUCUCUCACACAUCACAUAACUGAGUCUACUAGUGUGCCUACUGAAGGAAUUAUUGACGUUUCUGCUAUUUCUACUCAAAAACAAGCUCUAGAGCAGCUUUCCUCCGAGACACCUCUUGCCAUUAUAGAAAAUCUCAAGAUUGAUAAUGAUGUUUUUAACAAAUCUCAUACUUUAACCGAUGAAAGUCAUAUAGAACAUUUUGUAGCUGAAAGUGAAAAAAAUAUUACAUCAAAUGUCACCGAAAUUACCUCAACAAUGUCAUUUUUGAAUGAAGAAAUUAUAAGUAACAACGUUACAGGAAUGUUAAGUAGCCAGGAAUCAAAGCAGAUAGUUUUAGAUAGAGAUAUUAAACUCAAUCCAGUAAAUAAUGAGAUUCAAACUCAAGAUGAAAUAAAUAUUGAACUAAAAUUAGAAGCCUCAAAUGACGAUAUCGAUUUAAUUCAGAAUAUUGAAGAUACCCGUACCUCUCAAAUUUAUUCAAAAGAGAUACUUGUUGAAGAUAACAAAGAAGUGAGUGAAACAUGUGAGGUGAAACAAAGAAGUAAUGAAACAGAUAAAGCUAAAGAAAGUAAUAUUGUUGAGUCCAAAGAAGACUAUGUGGAACAAGUAAUAUUUGGCUCUGUCAAAAAACGCAAUGAAAAGUUUGAAAAAAUCGAUAUAGACCCGGCUAUCUUUGGAUCGGUUAAAAAUCGACCUAAAAAAGUAAAUUUUAAAAUGCAACAUGAUUUAAUACUGUAUUCUGACCCUUAUACUACUGACAAAAUAUCGGAUGAUUUAGAAAAAAAUAUGGAAUAUAAUUUGGAGGAAGUUAAAUUAUCACAAGAUGUAGAUGCUUCGGAAGAAUUUACUUAUUUGCAAAUGAAAGGAACCAACAAAACAAACGAUCAUGAAGAAUUGACGGAAAUCAACUAUAAAAAAGAUCAAGAAAAUUCGAUAACUCUCACAUCUGUCCAGAAAGUAGAAACGACAGAAAUUCAAAUAUCAAGAAAAAGUUAUGAAGAGAUUUCGGUCAAAACUGAAGAUUCUGCUAAUAAUAUUACAUCAAAAUAUGAUGAAAUAUCCAUAGAAUAUCCAAGAAUUCAAGACGAAGACAUCAAUAUUAACAAGGAACUACUUCAGACGGAAACUAAAGGUCCACAAAGCGGCAAAAAUAUAGAAGAAUCAAUAAUUACAAAUAUUAAAAUAACAGAACCUGAAGUAUUAGGUAAGAAAUCCAAAAAGAAAAACCGAAAAAAUAAAACUUUGAGAGAGGCAAAACCUACUUUACCAGAAAAACCUAAAGAAGAUGAUGAUAUAUCUAUCAAAGAAAAAGUAAGCUUUAUGUCACAAGAGUUGGUAGAUAUUGAAAAAGAAGUUACUACAGAAGAAUUUGAAACCCAAUCAAAGGACAUCGCUCUUAAAAAAGAAUUACUUAAACCAGAAAAUGAAGGCACAGAAAUUUACAAAAAAGGAGAAGAAGAGCCAAAAACCACAAAUAUUAAACAGGAAGAAUCAGAAGUCUCGGGGAAAAAAAUCAAAAAGAGAAAAUCGAAGGGUAAAAGUUUAAAAGUUGAACUACCAGAACCUAAAGAUAACAAAAUAGAAUCUAUAUCUGUGAAAGAUGAAAUAAGCUCUGCAGCUAAAGAAGAUAUCGAAUUCGAAGUGACAAAAACGGAAAGAUCGACAGAACGGUUCGAUGAGAUUACAGACGACACUUUAAAAUACGUAGAACUGCCUACAAUGAAGCUUAAAAUUCAACCGGAACAAACAAUUCUUCAAAAAGAAUUAACUCAACUAGAAAAUGAAAAUGUAGCAGAACGAAAAACUUGUAUUGAAAUAAAAGAAGAAUCAACAAAACCAAUAAUUGAAGUAAAAAAACCUAUACCUGUAACGAUAGAAGAAGAAAUACGUUCGAAAGAUCAGGAAGUUAUCGAAGAGCUAAAGACCGCAAAUAUUGAAAUAAAGGAAGAACUAACAAAACCUACACUUGAGACAGCAGAAUCUGUACCUAUAACGAAAAUAGAGAAAGUAGGAUCCGAAGAUCAGCAUAUUUUGGAAUUACAAACAUCAAAAAGUGAAAUUGUUGAAGAAUCAAGAACUACAGAUAUUGAAGUGAAAGAAGAAAUAUCAAAACCUAAGGUAACAGAAUCUGUAUCUAUAACAACAGUACAGAAAGUGGGCUCCGAAGAUCAGGAAAUUGUAGACGUAGAAUUAUCGAGAAGUGAAAUUGUUAAAGUAUUAAAAACUUCAAACAUUGAAAUAAAAGAAGAAUCAACAAAACCCAUAGUUGAAGUAAAAGAAUCUGUACCUGUAACCAAACACGAAGAAGAAGUACGUUUCGUCGCUAAAGAUGAAGUAACUGAGUCUAUACGUACUACAAAAGAAGAAGUAGGCUUCUUAGCUCAGGAUAUAGUGGAAGUAGAAAUACCGCAAAGCGAAACUGUUGAAGAAAUAAGAAUUACAGAUAUUGAAGUAAAGGAAGAAUUAAUUAAACCUGCAGUUGAAGUAGCAGAAUCUGUACCUAUAAAGAUGGUAGAGGAAGUAGGCUCCGGAGAUCAGCAAAUUAUGGAAUUAGAAACAACAAGUGAACUUGUUCAAGAAUUUAAAACUAAAGAUAUUGAAGUAAAAGAGGAACUAACAAAACCUAAAGGUGAAGUAGCAGAAUCUAUAUCUAUAACAAAAGUAGAGAAAGUAUGCUCUGAAGAUCAGGAAAUUGUGGAAGAAGAUAUAUCGAAAAGUGAAAUUGUUGAAGAAUUAAAAACUUCAAAUAUGGAAACGAAAGAAGAAUUAAUAAAAAGUAUUGUUGAAGUAAAAGAAUCUGUACCUCUAUCAAAAGAAGAAAAAAGAGAAGUACGUUCGACAGAUCAGGAAAUUGUCGAAGAGUUUAAGACUACAAAUAUUGAAAUAAAAGAAGAAUUAACCAAACCUAAAGAUGAAGUAACAGAAUCUGUACCUAUAACGAAAGUAGUGGAAAUAGGCUCCGAUGAUCAGCAAAUUAUGGAAUUAGAAACACCAAAAAGUGAAAUUGUUCAAGAAUUUAAAACUAAAGAUAUUGCUUUAAAAGAGGAACUAACAAACCCUAAAGGUGGAGUAACAGAAUCUGUAUUUAUAACAAAAGUAGAGAAAGUAAACUCCGAAGAUUGGGAAAUUGUGGAAGUAGAAUUAUCGAAAAGUGAAAUUGUUGAAGAAUUAAAAACUUCAAAUAUUCAAAUGAAAGAAGAAUCAAUAAAACCCAUAGUUGAAGUAAAAGAAUCUGUACCUUUAACAAAAGAAGAAGAAGGUGAAGUACGUUCGACAGAUCAGGAAAUUGCCAAAGAGUUAAAGACUACAAUUAUUGAAAUAAAAGAAGAAUUAACCAAACCUAAAGAUGAAUUAACAGAAUCUGUACCUAUAACGAAAGCAGAGGAAAUAGGCUCCGAAGAUCAGCAAAUUAUGGAAUUAGAAACACCAAAAACGGAAAUUGUUCAAGAAUUUAAAACUAAAGAUAUUGAAGUAAAAGAGGAACUAACAAAACCUAAAGGUGAAGUAACAGAAUCUGUAUUUAUAUUAAAAGUAGAGAAAGUAAACUCCGAAGAUCAGGAAAUUGUGGAAGUAGAAUUAUCGACAAGUGAAGUUGUCGAGGAAUUAAAAACUUCAAAUAUUGAAAUGAAAGAAGAAUCAACAAAACCUAUAGUUGAAGUAGAAGAAUCUAUACCUCUAACAAAAGAAGAAAGAGAACCAGCGCGUUCGACAGAUCAGGAAAUUGUCAAUGAGUUAAAGGAUACAGAUAUUGACAUAAAAGAAGAAUUAACUAAGCCUAAAGAUGAAGUAACAGAAUCUUCACCGAUAACGAAAUUAGAGGAAAUAGGCUCCGAAGAUCAGCUAUUUAUGGAAGAAGAAAUGCCAAGAAGUGAAAUUGUUGAAGAAGUACAAACUACAAAUACCGAAAUAAGAGAUGAAUUAUUAAAAUCUAAAGAUGAAGAAACAUCAUUUAUACGUAUAACAAAAGAAGAAAUAAGCUCCGAAGAUCAAGAAAUUGUCAAGGAAUUAAAAACUGCAGAUAUUGAAAUAAAAGAAAAACUAACGAAACCUAAAGUUGAAGUAACAGAAUCUGUACCUGUAACAAAGGAGGAAGAAGUAGGCUCAAAGGAUCAAAAAAUUGUCGAAGUAGAAAUACUGAAAAGUGGAAUCGUUGAAAAACUAAAAACUACAAAUAUUGAAAUAAAAGAAGAACUGACAAAACCUAUAGUUGAAGUAAAAGAAUCUGAACCUCUAACAAAAGAAGAGGAAGUAGGCUUCGAAAAUCUGGAAUUUAUUGAAGUAGAAAUACCAAAAAGUGAAAGUGUGGGAGAAUUAACAACUCUAAAUAUUGAAAUUAAAGAAGAACUAACAAAAAUUAAAGAUGAGUCAACAAGUGAUCAGAAAACUAGAAGAUAUGCGAGCGUUGUGGCAUGUGAACCUUCGAAAAGUGAUUACAAUCAAUCGACAGCAUUGAAAGUUAUACCUAAGAAAGAAGAAGCUCAAGAAACCGUUGAAUUAGCUACAAAAGAUUUCGGAAUGCAAUCACAACAAAUCACUCUCGAAGAGGAUUUAGGUCUAACAGAUACUAAAUUUGAAGAAAAUUGCAAAAUUGAAGCAGAACUAAACACCACAAAUGUUAAACCAAAAGAAUUAGAACUACCCGGAAAAAAAAUCAAAAAGAAAAAAUCAAAAAAUAGAAAUUUAAAAGAAGAGGCAGAAAAACCUAAAAAUGAGCCAAUGGAAUCAAUAUCAAUAUUGGAGGAAAAAUUGGGUAAGCCUGAGACAAAACAAAUCCAAUCAGAAUUACCUUUAUCGAAAAGUAACAAAAAAUUAAGAAGAUAUGCUAGUGUUGUGGCGUCAGAACCUCCUACAAAUGACGAUGAACCGACAGCAUGGGAAGCAAUAGAAUCUUUACCUAUGAAAGAAACAGAACAAAUAAGCUCUAAAGCCCAAAAAACUGUUGAUAUAGAAAUUACAAAGAGUGAAAUGACAACAGACAACAUUAAUAACGUUGGGGUACAAAGUGAUAAAUUACCUACCAAAGACCUUGAAAUUGAAUCGCAACAAGUCGUUUUCAAAAAGGAAUUACUUCUAACAGAGAAUGAACUUACAGAAAGAUACACAAAUGUAGAAGGAUCCAGAAAAGAAAUCAAAAAGAAAAAACCAAAAAACAAAAACUUUAAAGAAGAGGCAGCAAAACCAAUCCCAAUAGUAGAGGAAAAACAUAAUAUGCCUGAAAGAAAACAAAUCCAAUCAGAAUUACCGGUAUCGAAAAGUGAGAAAAAAUUAAGAAGAUAUGCUAGUGUUGUCGCCUCUGAACCUUCUCAGAUUGAUUAUGAAGUACAAUCAGUCAAAGUAGAAAUGCCUAGUAAAAUAUCAACCACAAGUUUUGAAGAAAUUUCAGAAGAAAUUAAAGAUAAUUCAAGUCAGGACAAAAUACCUACAGAAGAUCUAGAAAUCCCAUCCGAACACAUAACUCUCAAAAAAGAAUUGUUUUUGCUAGAAGAAGUUGAACCCGCAAGAAAAACAAACAAAAAGAAAAAACCAAAAAAGAAAAGCUUAAAAGAAGAGAUACAGAAACCCAAUGAUAAUGCGGAAAAAUCUUUACUUAGUCCUAAAUUGAGUGAAAGUUCUAAAAAUACUGAAUCCAUCCCAAUAUUUGAUCAAAAACAGACUUGUGUAUUAUUGGAGGCUGAAAAUAACCAAAUUCAGGCCGAUUUACCCGUACCAAAAAGUAAUAAAAAAUUGAGAAGAUAUGCCAGUGUUGUGUCGUCGGAACCUCCUAAAAGUGAAUUUGAAGAACCGAGAGUACCAAAAGAAAUAGAAUGUAUACCUAUAAAAGGAGAAGAAAUAGGCACCACGACUCAAGGAGAUAAAGAAGUGGUGAAAACUGAAGGUGAUAAUUAUACUCUAAAAUCUGAGGAAGUAUCUACAGUGUGUCCAGAAACACAGCCCGAAUACAUCAAUUCCAAACCAGAAUUACUUAAAACUAAUGAUAUAGUACUAGAAAAGUGUAGUAAUGUAGAAGAUGAAUCAAAAACUGCAAGUCUUGAAUUAAGAGAAGGUGAAACGCAACUAAAGAAAAAAUCUAAAAAGAAAAAACCAAAACACAAGCAUCCAAAAGGAGACCCAGCACAAUCCAAAGACGAAGCUGUAGAAACUUUACCUAGGAAUGAAAAUAUUAGUCAAUUUACAACAAAUAUCAAAAUGAUGCAAAGAACUGAAGAUGAUGAAUCAAUUCCAAUAUUUGAGCAAGAAUUUGUUAUAUGUGAAGAGCCUGAUAAAAGCAUAAUCCAAUCAGAUUCACCCACAGCAAGAAGUGAACCAACUUUGAGGCGAUAUGCUAGUAUUGUAGCAUCUGGACCUUCUAAAAGUGAUGAAGAACGAACAGCACUGAAACUAAUUGAAUCGAUAGAUAUAAAAGAAGAGGAGUGCCUUAAUAGUGCUUUAAUGUCUGAUACAGUACCUACAGAAGGCUUUGAAAUCCAAUCCGGACAUAAUACCCUCAAACCGGAAUUAACUGAACUGCCUGAGAAAAAAUCGAAAAAGAAAAAACCGAAACAUAAACAUUUUAAAGAAGAACCACCACGACAUGAAGCCGUAGAACCUAUAAAUAAAAAUAUUGAAGAAUUUCCAAGAAAUAUAGAUAUGGUUGAAAGGUCUGAAAAUGAUGCAUUUAUUUCAAUACCUGAGCAAGAAUGUGCUAUAUGUGAGGAGCCCGAUAAAAACGUAAUCCAAUCAGAUCUACACGCAGCCAAAAGUGACAAAACAUUAAGACGAUAUGCUAGUGUUGUAGCGUCUGAUCCUCUUGAAAGUAAUUAUAAAGAGUCAACAAGUGAAAUUGUAGAAUUUGUAGCAUCAAAGGCAGAAAAAGAAAUUAGCACUAUUGAUCAAGGAGAUGUCGAAGAAGUGGCGAGAGGUGAAAUAUUAACAGAUUGUUUUGAUGAGAUAGCCCCAACAAUUAAAAAUGAUACUGACAGUUAUGCUUCAAUAUUUGUUACAAUACCCACAGAAGACUUUGAAAUCCAAACCGAGCAAAUCGCUCCCAAACAAGAAUUAAUUGACCUGUCAGGGAAAAAAUCGAAAAAGAAAAAGCCAAAACACAAACGUUCAAAAGAAGAACCAUCAAAACAUAAAGACCAAGCCAUCGAGCUUUCAGCUAUCAGUAAAAACAUUUGGGAAUUCAAUGCAAAUAUUAAUGUGUUCGAAAUAUCUGAAGAUGCUGAAUCCGCCCCAAUAUCUGAGCAAGAAUGUGUUAUAUUUGAACAGCAUGAGAAGAAUGUAAUUGAUUCAGAUUUAGUUGCAACAAAAAGUGAUAAAACAUUAAGGCGAUAUGCUAGUGUUGUAGCAUCUGAACCUCUUGAACGUGAUUUUAAGGAAACGGCAGCGCGGGAAACAAUAGAAUAUGUAGAAGAAGAAGAUAGAGUCAGCACUUUGAUUCCGGUAAAAGCCGAAGAAGUAGCAAGAAGUGAAAUAUUAACAGUUUGUUUUGACGAGAUAACACCAAAAAUUAAAAGUGACACCAAUAUUUAUGAUUCAAUAUCUGAUAAACUACCUGCAGAAGACUUAGAAAAUCAAUUAGAACAAACAACUCUCAAACCAGAAUUAACUGGACUGUCAGAGAAAAAAUCGAAAAAGAAAAAACAAAAAGGUAAACGCUUAGAAGAAAAACCUUCAAAAGAUACAGAGGAUACCACAGAAUCUGCAUCUGGAAAUGCUGAUUUCAUACCAACAUCUGAGCAAGAAUGUAUUAUAUGUAAGGAGCCUGGUGAAGGUGUAAUCCAAUCAGAUAUGCCCGCUAUAAAAAGUGACAAAACGUUGAGACUAUAUUCUAGUGUGUUAGGGUCUGCGCAUGCUGAAAGUGUUAAUAAAGAAUCGGCAGCACCGGAAGCAAAACCAUCUAUAGCGAUAAAAUCAGAGAAAGUCUGCACUAUGUCUUCCGAGUCGCAAUUAAUUGAACUGUCUGAGAAAAAAUCUAAAAAGAAAAAACCUGAAAACAAAAAAGUAAAAGAAGAAACAGCUCAACCUAAAGAUAAUGUAUUCAGACCUGAAAACUUAAUCCAGUCGGACUUACUCGCAACAAAAAGUGACAAAACGUUGAGGCGAUAUGCUAGUGUUGUAGCGUCUGAAUGUCCUGAAAGUAACUAUAAAGAACCUGCAGAACGGGAAACAAUAGAAUCUAUAGCUCUAAAAGGAGAAGAGGAUAUCAUCACAGAAGUAAAGAGCGAUGAAAUAAUAACAGUUUGUUUUGAUGAGAUAAAACCAAAAGAUAAAAGUAAUACCGAUAGUGUUUCAGUGUCUGAUACAGUACCUACAGAGGACUUAGAAAUCCAAUCCGAAGAUGUAACUCCUAAAGACUUAAUCCAGUCAGAUUUACCCGCAAGAAGUGACAAAACGUUGAGGCGAUAUGCUAGUGUUGUAGCAUCUGAAUCUUCUGAAAAUGACUAUGAAAAACCGGCAGCACGGGAAGCAAUAGAAUCCGUAGCUGUAGAAGAAGAAAGGGAAGUAGAUAUGGCUCAAGAAGAUGUGGAAGAAGAGGCAAUAAGAUGCCAAAUCUCAACAGUAAAUUUCGAUGAGAUAGUACCAAAAAUUCAAAGUGAUACUAAUAAUUAUGCGUCAAAAUCUGAUAAUGUACCUAUAGAACAUCUAGAAAUCCAGUGCGAACCUAUUACUUUGAAAGCGGAAUUACAUAAAACAGAAAAUAUUGAUUUAGAACUACACGAGGCUGAACUGUCACAGAAAAAAUCAAGAAAGAAAAAACACAAACGCAUAAAAGAAGAGCAAGUACUACCUAAAAAGGAAGCCAUAGAGCCUUUGAGUAGGGAUGAAAAUGCUGAAUUUAUUCCACAAUGUAUCACUUCCACAUCGGAAAAGGACAAAACGUUGAGAAGAUAUGCUAGCGUUGUAGCAUCUGAACCUUCUAAAAGUAAUUAUGAAUCAAUAGACCUUGAAAACCAAUCGGAAUAUAUUACUUCCAAUCAGGAAUUAAUUGAAGCAGAUAAAAGUUUAGACAGUUUUCUAAAUUUAGAAGAAUUGAAAACUCCAAGUGUUGAACACCAAGAAGCUGAACUGCCAGGAAAGAAAUCGAAAAAGAAACGAAAAAACAAAUGUUCAAAAGAAGCACUAACAAAAUCUAAGGAAGAGAUAAUAGAACCGAUGCCUAUUGAACAAAAUCUUGAGCAAUCUAAGUCCAAUGCCACAUUGGUUGAGAGAUCUGAAAGUGUUGAUUCUAGUUCAAUAUUUAAUCAGAACCUUGUUAUACCAGUUGAGCCUGAGACUAAGCAAAUCCAAUCAGAUUUGUUUGAAUCAAAACGCGACAAAAAGUUGAGAAGAUACGCGAGUGUUGUGGCUUCUGAAAUUCCGAAAAGUGAUGAUAAAGAAGGAAAUGAAAUAAGCUCUAGAGCGCAAGAGAUAUUAGCGAAAAGCCAAAUAUCAGUGGGCUUGGAUGCAAUUUCAUCAGUAACUACAGAAAAUGAAAUACUUGAAAUUCAAUCCGAACAUAAAACUCCUGAAAAGAACAUACUUCCUGAAAUUGAAGAUACAGAAAUUAAUAUAAAUGUAGAAAAAGUCUCGGUAAAGAAAACCAAAAAGAAAAAGUCAAAAGGGAAAAGUUUAAAGGAAGAAAUACCUAAAGAUGAGGCAAUAGAAUUCGUACCUAAGAGAGAAAACAUUGCGCAAUCUACGACCAAUUCCGAAAUAGUCGAGACAUCUGAAAAUGCUGGAUGUGUUAUGUUUGAGGUGGCUGCAAAAGUCCCAGGAGAUUUAGACGUAAUUAAAAAUGACCAUAAAUUGAGAAAAUAUGCCAGUGUUGUGGCACUUGAAUCUCCUAAAACUGUUGAACCAACAAUCCAAGAAGAAAAAAUUAAAGCACCUUCGACAGAAGCUUCUCUAAAAGAUUAUAAGCAAGAGAAACCAGCAACUAUUUUGGACAGUGAAGUGCCUGAUGAGCUAUUAAGUGUAUCGUCUACACAGGUAAAAAUAUCAGAAUGUUCUGAUUUAAAAGAACCAUUGGAAACGGAAACUAUAAAAACAAUAGAAGAAUAUUUUGGAGAGAGCAAUAAUGAAGAAAAUCCAGUCAACGAAAACUUAUUAACGGAACCCACAAGUGUGAUAAAUAACUUAAAAGACAAAUCUGAAAUAAAAUUACUUCAGGAAAGCCAAUUUUCCAUUAACCCUAAGAUAGAUUUUAAAGUUUUAGAGACAUAUUUGGAAUCUAAUAUUAACCAAAAUCCUGAUAAAGAAAAACAUGUUAUUAAACUCAAUGAACCAACAGAGCCACAUAAUGUAAGCAUUUCUUUAGAAGAUUUUAAUUCACUUCAGAGUAUUGAAUCUAAUAAAAUCGAUGAAAACUUAACAAUUGAUCCCACAUAUGUGAUAAAUAAUUUAAAAGACAAAACAGAAUGGAAGUUAGUUCAGGAAGAUAAACAUUCCAAUAGUGCUAAGAUAAACCCUAAAGAACAAGAAAUUGGACAGAUAUUGUCCGAUUCUAAUAUUGUCCAAAAUCAGGGCAAAGAAAAACUGAUGGCAACAAAUAUCAGCACAGUAGAAUCAAACCCUCCUUUGGAAAUCAACUCAGAGUCACAAGAAAAUGUCAAAACAUUUUUGGAACUUAAUGACCAUAACCAGGAUAAAGUACAGGUUGUUACAAAUAUUGAAACAGACCCACAUAUUCUAAAUAUACCUUUAGAAGUUUGCUCAGAUUCAAGUCACUCCAAUGAAGAGUUAAAUCAAGUUAAGAAACCUUUGAUAGAUCAGGAAGAAAAAUCUUUAGACAAUCCCCCAGAAACUUCAUGCGAAGAAAUGCAAAAAAAUCUUGCCUUAGAAGAUUCAGAAAAUGCGCCUGAAUUUCUCAAAAAGCAAGAGGAAACGAAAAAAGACUGGACCUGGGAUGAAGGCUUUCAGAUCGCUGAAGAGCCUAUAAAUAAGGACACCUUAAUUUCAAUUCCAAACCACUUUAAUGCUCAAGUACCAAAAAAUAUUUUAGAAAUAUCAUCUUUAACUUUAAAUGAGCCAGUAAUAGUGACCACUCCCACAUUUGACUUAGAAGAAACCUCAGAGCAAGUUGAGCAGUCUUCUAGAUGGGAUUGGGAAGACGGAUUUCAAGAUUUCAGAUCACAAGAAAUAGUUCAAGAAGUCGCAGACAUGUCUAAAGCAGACGACUUCAAAAAAUCAUCUGAAUCAGUUCACACGGUUCAAAAAUCUGAAGAUGCAACAACUAUUACGACCUGUACUAUCGACCAGAAAAUUGACGUCAGUCCUAAUGAGAAACCUGACAGUUUUAAGGAUAGUUCAGUUAAUUUGUCUGAAGAAACUAUGAGCAAUUUUACUGAGAGGAUGGAGGUAGCUGAAGGUGGAAACUUUAAACAUCUAUAUCAGUCGGUUUAUGUGGAAGACAGUGUUAUUUAUUAUUAUCUUCCCAGUUUGGUAAAUGCUGAAUCUGAAUGGUAUGAACAUUUUAGUGAAAAACAAUCAGAACCUAACAUUAAGGAAUUGCCCUUAGAUAAUGCUUUGUCUUAUGAGCCCGAAAAGAAGGAACAGGUUCUCCGUCAGGAGGGCAUGGAAAUUUCUCAACAAAUCAUGGAACCUUUGGAUACAUCCACGUUAUCUAAUGUUCAUCAAAGUAAUCCCGAGAUAUCAGAAACAAAUGAAAACCUUAGUCCUUUAGAAGUUGAAAUGAUUCAGUUAGAUGACCAUAUAAUAUCUUAUUACCUACCAAGAUUGAUGGAUGCUGAAAGGAAGUGGCAUGAGAGUUUAGCAUUGAGCAGUACUAAACUACCAACGUAUGAUAUUUUAACUGAAAAUCCUGAGAAAAAUCUUCAAAAAGAUAAUGAGAUUGUAGAUAAAGAAAGAAUGGAAAUUCCUGAUCGAAAUGUGGAAAAUUGGGCAUUGCCUUUAUACUCCUCAUCAGAAUCUAGCAAUCAGGGACAGGAAGAAUUUCUACGUAAUGAAAGAAUGAAAAUUCUUGAACAAAACGUGUUAUUACAUUCGGAAAAACUUUCACAAUCAAGCGAGAAAAUCAUUACCGAAAGGACGGAAGAGGUUUUACUUAAAGAUAAAAUGGAAUUCUCUAUACCAAAUAUAAAGCUAACCUCCGAAGAAGAAAAUAUUCUAGAUCAAGGUUUAAUGAAAAUACCUGAACACAAUAUGGAAUAUAGAGAAGCAUUAACUGUGGAGAGACUAUCAGAAUCUGAAGAGACCGAGGAACUUACCUCCGAAAUAAAAAAAGAACUACCUAAAGAGACGAUGAACAUUUCCGAACAUAAUAUGAAUGGAACUAAACAAAGUCUUAUUUCCGAGACGAAGCAAGAUGUAAUGUAUCAGGAAAUAAUUAGAAUUCCUAAAGAACAACACAUCGAAUCUAGGGCAUUAUCCUUGGAUGUAUCUGAGAUAUCAGAUUCAAGUAAAAAGCCACAUGUUGAAUUAAUUCAGUUUGAAGACAAUCGUAUGUCUUAUUAUCUUCCAGCUUUAAUGGAUGCUGAGGCUAAAUGGUAUGAGAAGCUUAUCACAAAGCAAAGAGUAAUAAGCACUGAAGAACUGCCUGCAAACAUUACUUUAAUUCAAGAACCUGAUAAAAAUCUGAAAGAAGAUAAAGUGGUUGAAAAGAAAAAAUCACAUGAAAAUGAUGGGCAAGCUUCUUUGGAUUUAAUAAGAGUUGAGUCCGCAGAUACUGUAUAUACCAAUGAAACUUUUAAACAGGCUGAAGUUAAAGAGGACACACGUAAAGAAAUCUUAGACUGUACUAUGACUGCUUUAUUAGAAUCACUUUAUUUGGAAGCCAAUGCUAUCCAUUAUUAUCUUCCAGAGUUAAUGGAUGCUGAAACUAAAUGGUAUGAGAAGAUGUACGAUAAGGAACUGCUUUUAAAUGAUACUGCAAUUCAAGAGCCUGAGGAAAUCGACAUAGAUCUUAAAGAAGUACAGAGAGAAUCAUACGAGACUUCUGAACAAGAUACAGAAAUUACUACAUGUGACACACUGGACGACAUUAAAGAUACCAAUAAAGAAGAAAUUGAUCAGGCUGAUAAGGAAGGCAUAAAAACGCCCGUGCAAUAUUUAAAUAUUGACUAUACAGAAAUACCCUUGGCAGAUAACCUUGAACAUUUUAAGAAAGCUGAGAUUUUAGAUUCGAUAACAAAAUAUACUUCCCAAGUAGAAAAUAUCGUAACACCGGCAGAAGAAGCUUUAUUAACUAACGUUUCAUAUGAAUCAAUAAAUGAUUUAAACAAGAAAGAAGAAACUACACAAAAAGAACUCGGUGAAGAAAUUAUGACAGUUGAUGACUAUCAAUUAGAUGAAGAAUAUAAAAUGAGCUUAGGUGCAACGAUAUCCAUUUCUUCUUCCAAUUUAUCGCCAACAUCUCCAGAAUUCGUUCCGAUAUCGCAGUUUGAAAAAAUUGUUGCUACUGCCCAGGAAUUUAUCCCCAAAGUUGCGUCUUCAUCGUUAAACCCUGACGCAAUCGAGUUUGUACCUACUGCAUCAACAACAGUGUGCCAAACCGGAUUAAUUAUCGAGCCAUUAUGGCAAUAUAGUGAACUAAAGGUAGAUGAAGUAGAAGAAAGCUUAGAGAUCCCUCCGGAUCAUGCUAGCAAUAUUUGGGUUACAGAGAUGCUUCGAGAUGAAGAAGACAAAAAUGACAUUCUUUAUCAAGAUGAACAGCAGCUUAAUGUAUUUUCUGAACAGGUUAUACCAGAAACCAAAAGUUUGGAAGAGAAUGACCCAAUAAUACUUAAUAAAAAUAUAACUUUUGAUGCAACACAUGUUGAUAUUUUGAGUGCUGGGUUUUCAGAUGAACACAACGUACAGUCUUAUAAAGAAAUUAUAUCAAAUAAAAUUCCUUUUAAAGGUGAUGACAAGGAAGCUAUAAAUGUGUUAAGUUCUAUGGAAAAAGAUAACACUGUUAAAGAAAAAGAACAGAUGGUAAAAGAGAUAUGUACUCCAUCUACUUCCAUAACGUGGGCAACAAUAGCUGCCAAAAAUAGAGAUUGUUCUCCCAAAUCACAAAAAGAUUCUUCUCCUAAGUUAGUAAAAGAUCCAUCUUCUCCUAUAGCUAAUAUUCCGGAUGUAAAGCAAGUAAACAUUAAAGGUACAGAUGACAGUUCUAAAGAUCUAGAGUUUUUCGUGGCGCCUCAAAAAGAGAAUUCUUACUUUUCAACUGAUUUGGAGGUUAAACUAAAAGAAUCCAACGAAAAAUAUUUGGCAGAAAAUGAAGAAAGAUUUAUAGAGCCUUUUAAAACCAGAAAGAGAUCACCGAAAACUAAAAUGUUUAAAGAAAAGGAAAUAAAGACAUCAAAGAAAUCCAGUAACGAUGUUGUCCCUCAUCCAGAAGAUUUACUGAGAACAAAAGAAGUGUUUGAUGUUACGGAAAAUGCUACUGUGAUUAAUGAACCCUCUGACAGCAAAAAUACUUUGGGUAUAGAAAAUCUUUCCACCGAUGAAAAUGACGUCAUAAGUCUAGUUAAGGAAGGACUGACCAGUAAUAUACCUACCUAUGCAGACAUCGCGGCUUGUAGUAGGAAAAGUCCUCCUUUGGAAAAAGUAGAUUUACACACCGAACAACUCGAAUCUACUAUUAAAACUGUGAUUGUUGCGCCCACAGAAAAGGAGAUCAAAGUUAUAGAAAAUUCCAGAAAGUCACGAAAAAGAAGAAAAUCUCCUAGAUAUAAGGCUACUAGAAAAGAAAGUAGUAAUGAAAGUUCUCCUAAUGACAAAGAAAUAAUUUCAGAUGUUAUAAAUGAACAGAAUGUGGAAGCAAAUGUUAGCAAACCAAAAGAAACCGAACAUCCUCAAAUACUUACUCAAAAUUUAGAUGAAGCAAUUGUAAAAGAUACCGCAACUUCGAAAAUGACAUGGGCAAAAAUUGUUGCUUCUAGUAGGGACAACUCUCCUUUAAUAAAAGAUUAUUCAGCAGCUAAAGAAAUUAAACCUAUUAAUUCAGUCGUUCCAAGUGGAACACAUAUUGAUACAAAUGUUUUAAAGAAGAGCGAUAUCACAGAUAAAAAUGUUGAAUGUUCAAAAACCAAUAUUUCCCGUGAUAAUGUUGACAUAAGUUUGAGACAAAAAAAUGCAGAAUUCAGUAGAGUUGAGUUGGAAACUCCCAAGGAAAAAACUAAGGAGAACAAAGAAAUUGUAGAAAAUACAAGAAAGUCACGGAGAAGCAGAAAGUCUUCUAGACAUAGCGCAACCAGAAAUGAAAAUAGUAAUGAAACUUCUCCCAAUGCCGAACAAGCUAUUUCAAAUAUUAUAAGUAAGCAGAAUAUUGGAGAAACUGUGAGCGAAGAAAUCUCUAUUAAAGAAGAAACCGAAAUUCCUCAAAGAAUAAACGAAUAUUUAGACGAAUCAGUUGUAAACGAUACAGUUAUUUCAUCUUUCAAAAUGACGUGGGCAAAAAUUGCUGCUUCGAGUAGGGACAGCUCUCCUUUAUUAAAAGAUAAUUUGGCAAAUAAAGAACCGAAACCUGGCAAUACAGUUGGUUCAGGGCUUUCUACAAGUGGGGCAUAUAAUGUUUUGCAGAAGGGCGAUAUUACAGAAAAAAAUAUUGAAUAUUCACAGAUUUGUCAUGAUAACGUGGACUUAAGUUUUGGAGAAAAAAAUAAGGAAUUCAGUAAAGUUGAGGUGAAAGCACCCAAGGAAAAAACUAAGGAGAAGAUAAAAAUUGUAGAAGAUUUCCAAAAGUCACAGAAAAGGCGAAAAUCACCUAGACAUAAUGCAACCAGAAAAGAAAACAGUAAUGAAGGUUUUCACAAUUCUGAAGAAACUUUCGAUUUUAAAAAUAAGCAGAAUGUUGAAGAAAAUGUGAUCGAGUCUAAAGAAAUUCUUAUUAAAAAUGAAACCGAAGAUUUAGAUGAAUCCGUUGUUAAUGAUACAGUAACUGCAUCUUCUGAAAUGACCUGGGCAAAAAUUGCCGCUUCUAGUAGAGACAGCUCCAUUUUAAUAAAAGAUAAUCCGGCAAUUAAUGAUCUGAAAUCUGUGAAUACAGUCGUUUCAGGACUUCCUCCAAGUGGGGCACAUAUUGAUACAAAUGUGUUACAACAGGACGAUAUUACAGAAAAAAAUAAUGAAUUCAGUAAAGUUGAGUUGGAAACACCCAGAGAAAAAAAUAAGGAGAAAAUAGAAAGUGGAGAAGAUUUCCAAAAGUCACAGAAAAGACGAAAAUCUCCUAGACAUAACGCAACUAGAAAAGAAAACAGUAACGAAAGUUCUCCCAAUGCUGAACAAACAGUUUCAAAUAUUAUAAAUAAACAGAAUAUUAAAGAAAAUGUGAGCGAACCUAAAGAAAUCUCUAUUAAAGAAAAAACCGAAAUUUCUCAAAGAAUUAACGAAAAUUUAGAUAAAUCAGUUGAAAACGCUACAGUAAUUUCAUCCUCUCAAAUGACGUGGGCAAAAAUUGCUGCUCCUAGUAGAGACAGCUCUCUUUUAUUAAAAGAUAAUCCGGCAAUUAAGGAGCCCAAACCUGUAAAUACAGUCGUUGAAGAAACUGAAGAACCAACUUCAGAUAUUAUAAAUAAACAGAAUGUGGAAGAAAAUGAUAGCGAACCUAAAGAAACUUCUAUUAAAGGAGAAACCGAAAUUCCUCAAAGAAUUAACGAAAAUUUAGAUAAAUCAGUUGAAAACGUUACAGUAUUUUCAUCCUCUGAAAUGACGUGGGCAAAAAUUGCUGCUCCUAGUAGAGACAGCUCUCUUUUAUUAAAAGAUAAUCCGGCAAUUUGGGAGCCCAAACCUGUAAAUACAGUCGUUGAAGAAACUGAAGAACCAACUUCAGAUAUUAUAAAUAAACAGAAUGUGGAAGAAAAUGAUAGCGAACCUAAAGAAACUUCUAUUAAAGGAGAAACCGAAAUUCCUCAAAGAAUUAACGAACAUUUAGAUAAAUCAGUUGAAAAUGUUACAGUAAUUUCAUCCUCUGAAAUGACGUGGGCAAAAAUUGCUGCUCCUAGUAGAGACAGCUCUCUUUUAUUAAAAGAUAAUCUGGCAAUUAAGGAGCCCAAACCUGUUAAUACAGUCGUUGAAGAAACUGAAGAACCAAUUUCAGACAUUAUAAAUAAACAGAAUGUGGAAGAAAAUGAUAGCGAACCUAAACAAACUUCUAUUAAAGGAGAAACCGAAAUUUCUCAAAGAAUUAAUGAAAAUGUACAUGAAUCAGCUGUAAACGAUCCAACAAUUUCAUCUUCCGAAAAUACGUGGGCAAAAACUACUGCUUCUAAUAAGCACAGCUCUCCUUUGUUACAAGAUAAUUCGGAAAUCAAAGAACCGAAACCAGUGAAUACAGUCAUUUCAGGGCUUCCUACAAGUGGUGCACAUAUUGAUAGAAAUGUUUUAAAACAUGACGAUGUUACAGAGAAAAAUAUUGAAUGUUCAAAGACCGACAUUGCCUACGAUAAUGUUCACUUAAGUUUUACAGAAAAAAAUAACGUUUGCAGUCAAGUUGAGGUAGAAACACCUAAUAAGAAAACUAAAAAGGAAGAUAAAUCACCAGAAGUAGCAGUUAAAGAAAAAUUAACUGAAACAACUAAAGUUUUAGAGAUUACAAAACAAAGUGAAGAAAUAUCAUUACCAAAAGUACUAGAAGAAACCGGACUGCAUUUUAAAACAACCUACGUUGACGCUGUAGGUUCUCCAUUUGCACAAAACUUGACGGAAACCAAAUUAGAAAAAGAUGAAAGCAUCCUUAAAAAAGCAGAAAAUUCCGGAACGAUAAUUAAGGUUAUACCUACACCAGAACGGGAUGUAAAAGUAUCGAAAGAAGAUGUAGACUCUAAGAGCCACACUGACGAAAACAUUUUAUUUAAAAAUAUGGCACUAGAAAACUGGUGGAUUUCCAAAAGCAUAUAUGAUGAAGCAGAAGAGCUGUGGAUAAUCAAAAACCUUGAAUGUACUUCCUCCCAAGACAAUGACCAAAAUAUACAAAAUCACUCACCAGACGAUGACUUAUUUCCUGUUCCAACUUCUCCUUCUAAUCCUUCUCCAUUAGGGCCCCAAAUGCAGCCAUCGUGCGAAGAGAUAACUUUCGCCGUCUCCAGCGAACAACAACGCAAAAAGGAUCUGACGCUUGAAGUCGAUAAACUGCAAACCAAGCUAGAAGAUACAGAGUCCACCAUCGAGUGUCUAAACAUACCUCAAGAUGGGUUUGAGGAAAUGUUAGAAGCCCUAAAGACGAUCAGCAACGAAUUGAAGAAACAGUCCGCCGAAGCGAUUAAACUCGAGGGACAGAUCUUGCAAAAUUUAAGAAGUGAGUUUGAGAGUGGUGAACUAACUGUUCAAUUGGCCGCCAUUCGUACCCGAAUAGCAACUUUAUUAUCGCAAGCUGAAAACAGCCGUCUACUUGUUACGAACACUCAAGCAGCCCAGAAUAAAAAACUCGAACAGUUCCAUCAGUACGAAGAGCUAUUGAAUCAAAUAGAAAUUUGGAUUAAAUCUACUAAUCAGAUAAUUAGUCAAUUUAAAGUGCCGACAGAGAUUACAAAAGUGCAACUAGAUUCAACCCAAUUUGAAGAACUAAGACAAGAGUUAACCCUCAAAGAGCAGACUUUAGCUGAAUUAAUAUUUACUUUAAAUAAAUUUAGAUCUUUCCCGAAUUUAAAGCCUAGUAUAGAUACACUGUUUGAUCGUCUUCAAUCUAUAGAGAACGCCUUUAAAGAGCAAAAAGAAUUUUUCGAUAGGACACUUGAGGUACUUAAAGCAAAGUUAUCUAGUAGUGUCGAGCAUCAAGUCGAAUUUAAUACAACGGAAACUCAAACUGGAAUAAGUUUGGAAUCGAGUCCGCGAGAUGUUCAGAUUCAGACUGUCUUGAGCGAAGAAUUGGCACAAAAAGAAGCGAUUUCUGUUCAAAAAAAAUCUGCUGAAGGUGAAGAUAUAAUCGAAAUACAAACAAAAAUGGCUGAGCCUAUUGUUGAGGAACCCGACGAUAAUGAUUUAUUGGUGGAAGCCAAUUAUUCCGAUCAAUUAUCCUCAUUAAAUAUCAUCAACCGUAAUCAACCAUUUGAAACGAUAUUAGUAGGACCUGAUGAAACUUCUACAGAGGUUAUAGUUGAUUCAGACGGUACCAAACGUGUUAUCGUUAAAAAACUACAUCGCACAAUAGUUCGAAAGCAGGAGUCUCAGUUUUCCUCACUCGAAACAAAAGAUAUUAAAGAUUCACAGGACCAAUGUCAAGAUUUAACAGUUGUGGGAAAGGAAUCUACUUCAGCAUUUCAUAAAAAAGAAGAUUUUUCGAAUUUACUUCUGGAUAAUAUGGGGCCGUUAGAUGAAGCCAAGUUGACCUUAGAAGGUUUAGGAACCGUUCAUAUGUCAAGUUCAAGCGUUAAAGCUGUAGUGCAAAAAGUAACUCGUAAAAUUAUCCGAAAAACUCGCAGAAUUAUUCGAAAAAUUGUUAUUAUUGAUGGAAAGGAACACAUAACCGAGGAAGUAGUCGAGGAGCCUGAAGAGGUGGAGAUAACUGAAGAGGGAAUUCCUCGUGUUAGCAUUAGUGUACUUCGAACUGAGGAUGGCCGAGUUGUAGAAGACAUACAAGAAGAAAAACCAGUUAACGAGGAAUCAGAUAUGAAGAGGUAUGACGUAGAAGAACUAGUAGUACCUGUAGAACCCGUAGAAACUGUGGAAUUUGAGUCAGUGGAAACACAAGAUUUGCCUGUAGAAACAGCCAAAAAUGUUUUCGAAACAACUGAAAUAGCACAUUCAACAAAUGUAAUACACCACCCAAUAAAACCAGCAGAAGCACAUACAAGUAUUGUAGAAUUUAUUACUCAAGAAAGAGCACAUACAGCACCUAACGCACCUACUGAAACGGAAACAACGGAUACAGUGGAAGCACCUAUUUUGAUUUCUCAAGAGCAGCUUCAAAUGCAAGAUACUCACAUUACAGAAUUUAUUUCAGAUAAAGCUUCACCUCAUACUAAAGAAGAAUCUGCUGAAUCAACGUUACCUCUAGAACAAAUUACAUCUUAUGGCUUAAAAGAAGUACACUCUACUCAACAACAGAAAGAAAUUUCAUCCACGGAAAGAGAUAUCAAGGAAAAUGUAAAUAUAGUUAAUAUUAAUUUAGAACCUAGUGACUCUCUAGAACCUUUAAGUGAUCCUCCAAAGGACUUAAGGAGCUCUAGUGAAAAUAUUGUGAUUGAGAAUUUAUUAAUUUAUCCCAAAGGAGUUGAAUCUGAAACACCUAAGAAAGCAUUAAAACAAGAAUAUAGCCAAGGUAAAGCUCAAGGUCCUACUAUCCUUAUUAAGGAAGAUACAUUAAAAGAAGAUCAUAAAACAAUAUCCGUGCAACCUGCAGAAACCACAGUUUUUACCAGUGAAGGCAAAGAGCGAGAUCCGGAAAAUGUACAAACAAAAAUUGAAUCGGAAACAAUUGAAGAAGUGACAAAAUCUAAAGAAAACCUGGAAGAUAAAGAACCAGAACGUUAUUCACAAAAUGUACAAGGAAAAAUUAAAUCGGAGAUGUUGGUGGAGUUCUUAGAAGAUCUCAGAAAACCCGAGACUGUUAGUGACAAAGUUGUGUCAGAAAGCUUAGAAAAUACAGGAGAAUUGCUGGCACAAAUUGAAAGUGAUUCAUCAACAUAUGUUGUAGAAGCACCCAGAAAAUCUGUUGAAGAAGAAGCAGAAAGUAUUGUGACGGAAAAUGUACUGUUAAUAGAUAAAGAGCAAGGUUAUCCAGAAAACGUGAACGAAAAUGUUGAGACCAAGAUAUUAAAAGAAGUUUUGAAAGAACCUGAGGCCCAACAAAUAGAGACUAUUAAUGUACACGUUACCCCACAAGUUCUAAAGGAUAGAGAACUGGACGAUAAUUCAGACAGUGUGCCGAAAAAAAUUGAAACGGAGACCGCAGAAGAUAAUUAUCCAGAAAAGGUACAGGAAAAAGUUCUAUUAGAAAACCUGAAAGAUAAAAAGCCAGAUCAAGAUCCAGAAAUUGUACAUGUGAAUAUUGAAAAAGAGACCCUAACAGAAUUUUUGAAAGAACUCAGAAAAUCUGAAGAAAGAAAAGUAGAGGUUGCUGCUGAAGCUGUACCAGAGAACCUGAAAAAUAAAGAGCAAGAUGAAUAUUUAGAAAAUAAACAGGAACAAGUAGUAACAGAAACAUUAACCGAAGUUUUGGAAGAACCCAGAAAAGUUGACGAUGAAAAGACUGAGAUUAUUAACACAGAAGUUCUACCGGAAACCCUGAAAGAUAGAAAGCUUGAUCAAGAUUCGGAUAUUGUACGUGUGAAUAUUGAAAAAGAGGCAUUAACAGAAUUUUUGGAAGAACUCAGAAAAUCAGAAGGAAGAAAAAUAGAAAUUGCUGCUGAAGCUGUACCAGAGAACCUGAAAAAUAAAGAGCAAGAUGAAUAUUUAGAAAAUAAACAGGAACAAGUGGUAACAGAAACAUUAACCGAAGUUUUGGAAGAACCCAGGAAAGUUGAAGAUGAAAAGACUGAGAUUAUUAACGCAGAAGUUCUACCGGAAAGCUUGAAAGCUGAAAAGCUAGAUCAAGAAUUUUUAGAGGAAAUCAGAAAAUCUGAAGAAGGAAAAAUAGAGGUUGCUGCUGAAGCUUUAUCAGAGAACCAGAAAAAUAACGAUCAGGAUGAGCGUCUAGAAAAUAUACAGGAAAAAGUGGUAACACAAACAUUAAAUGACGUUUUGGAAGAACACAGAAAUCCUAGAGAAGAAAUAAUAGAGAAUAUUGAUCAAGAAGUUCUACCAGAAGCCCUAAAAGAUAAAAAGCCAGAAAUAAAAUGUGAAAAGGAUACACCAACAGAAUUGUUGGAAAAAGUCAGAAAAUCUGAAGAAGGAGUAAUAGAGAUUACCACUGAAGCUGUACCAGAGAAAUAUCAAGAACCGGCCAAAUAUCUAGAAAAUGUACAGAAAAUAAUGGUAACGGAGACAUUCACAGAAAUUUUGGAAGAAUCCAAAAAAAUUGAAGAAGGAAACCCAGAAGUUAAGGCAGAAGUUCAACCUAAAACCGUGGAAGAUACAACAACUGAUCGGGAUUCACAAAUUGCAACUGCUCAUAUUACAAAGGAGGCACUAACAGAAUUUUUGGAAGAACUCAGAAAAUCUGAUGAAAGUAAAAUAGAAAUUUCUGCCAAAUCUGUAAUAGAGGACCUUGAAAAUAAGCAGGAUCAAUAUUCAGAAAUUAUACAGAAAAAAGAGGUAAUAGACACACUAACGGAAGAAGAACCCAGAAAAGUUGAAGAAGAAAAAACGGAGAUUAUUGAGGAAGAAAUUCUAUCAGAAACCCUAGAAAACCGAGGCGAGAAAGCAAAGAUUAUUGAGGAAGAAAUUCUACCAGAAACCCUAGAAAACCGAAGCGAGAAAGCAGAGAUUAUUGAGACAGAAGUUGUACCAGAAACCGUGGUAGAUAAAACGACAGAUCUGCAAAUCACACAUGCGCCUAUUGCAAAGGAGACACUAACAGAAUUUUUGGAAAAACUCAGGAAAUCCGAAGAAGGAGAAGUAGAUAUUAUUAAGGCAGAAGUCCUACCAGACACCCUACAAGAUAAAGAGCCGGAUCAUGGUGUAACAGAGAACCUUAAAAAUAAAGAACCAUCUGAAUAUCUAGAAAACAUACAGAAACAAGUGGUAACAGAGCCAACAGAAUUUUUAGAAGAACCCAGAAAGGCAGAAGUAUCAGAAACUUUAGAAGAUGAGUGCAAGAAAAUACCGAAUGAAAAAAUUACAGUUUUGACAUCAGAAGGGGCAAAUCAAGAGGAAAUAAUUCAUGCAUCAACUAUUCAACAUCCGUCUGACAAUGUUACCAUACAUUUAUCGUUGCAAGAAAUAAAAAGUACUCCGAAAUUAAGUAUCGAAAAAGAAAGUACAGAUGUAGUAGAAAUGAAAGAAAAAAUGGACAAAUGCAAAGAAAUAGAAAAUCAGCCAGAAAAAAAUAAAGAACAGAGUACAAAAGAGGAUGAAGUGAAAGUAGAAAUAUCUAAGAAAAGCGAAGAAGAAAAUCAAGAAGAACAAGGCAUAGUGGAAAAGGAACUGAAGAUUAAGGAAAUAAAUGAAGAAAGGCAAGAGCUAAAGGAAGAGGAGAAAGAAUUUAAGCAAGAAAUAAAAUGUGAUGAUACACAAUUAGAAAGUAUCUCUGAGAAAAAGACAUCUGAUAUAGUCAUAGACGAAGAAAAGGACGACAUUGAAGAUAAAGAGAUUGUAGUUGAAGUGAUAAAAGAAAAAGUUGAGGGUUCUGAUGUGUCUUCUUUGGCUCUUUCCACGGAAAUUGAAUUUUCUGACUCAGAAAUAUCAGAGAAGACUCCCAAACCUACUAUGGAAGAUUUUAGCGUAGCAACAUCAAGCGAUUUAAGCCGAGUUUCCGGAUAUGAAGCCGAUAAGACACUAGGAGAAAGCCUGGGAGAAGAAAAGCCUGAAAAACAGCGAAAAAGAGUGAAAAAACGUGGUCAAAAAAUAAAAGUCAAGGCAGAAGAAGAAGAGUCUUUAGUGCCACAAAGUGAGUCAGAACAAGAAAAACCAAUUAAAAAACACAAAAAGAAAAACAAAAAAAGACAUGAGGCAGUAAUGACACAGACCUCGGAUGCCUCCAAUGAAGAUACAAAAUCGAAUGUAUUGGUAGAAGCUUUGUUAGAAGCGCGUGACGAGGAACUUCAAUCGAUUCAAGACUCUUAUCAUACAAUUUCCUCUUCAUCAGAAGUUGGAACUGUCAAGAUUAUUGAGGAACAUGUCUUAAAAGAUGAUGAAAGUAUAGUUCAUGACAUACCAAAAGAGAUAGUCCAUUUGGUGCCUGUUAUGGAGACAUCAAUUACUCAAGAAAGGGAAAUUCAAACUAUGGAGCAGGAACCAACAAUACAGUUGCCAACAGAACAUGUUGUUUGUGAAGAGAUGCAGAUCCAAACGUCACCGGACGCAGUUAUGGAAAGCGGUACUCAAGUCGACGAAAUUAUUAGCUUAGAAAAAGAAAUCUCCGUCAGACCAGAAACGGAAGAAAUUGCUUCCCAAAUCACAUGCGAACAGGCAGAAAGUUUAACUCAAACUUCACCACUUCCUUUGGAGAAUGUGACUACUGAACAAAGUGAUGCUUUUAUUCAAACUAUUACUUUAGAAACCUUAAACAAGGACGUACAAGCUGUCAUAAAAGAAAACCAGGAUGUUAAAACAAGUGAUUCGUUCGUACAAACUCCAAUUAAAGAAUUGCAAGAAGACGAAGUUCAGACUGAUAAACUUAAAAUGGAAAAUGUUGCGUCUGAAGCUUUUAUAGAAAUGGAAAAACGGGAUGCGCAAACUUCUCCUAUAGAAGAGAAACAAAAGACACGGAAGGAAGAAAAAGAACUCAAAGAAAAACAAGACGUUUUUGUGCAAACAACUGCCACUUUAGUUCAAGAUAUGGCAGAUAAUUUGCCUGUAUCUCCUCCCUCGAAUAAGGAGGACCAAUAUGAAGUUCACGUUCAGAUGACCAUCCCAGUACAAGAAAAUAUCCAUCUAGAGAAACCUACAUUUACCUUGGAAGAAUCCGAAGAUUUCAAUGUUGAAGUAGAAUUGGAUAGCAAAAAUCAAUUUUUAACAUCUAGUCAGCAGGCUGUUAAAGAUGAUUUAGCUGAAGUCGAGCAAGUUAAGGCGUUUGAAGAAAAACCAGAAGUUGCAAGCAAGAAAGACAUACAGGAAGAUGAAUUAUUGAACAAUACAAAAACACAUGAAUCUGAUGCUUCAGUUCCUUUAAAAGUAGAUUUAACUAUGAGUGAAGGACCUUUAUUGCUCCCAGAGCAAUUAAUUAAAAAGGGACUCGAGCUUCAAGAAGAAAUUAUUAAAAGUUCGAAAACUAAUAAACGGGAACCAUCUAAAAAGGCAACUGGUAAACCAGUUAAUGAUGAUAUCUCAACUUUAUCAGAAGAAUUUAUAAAAUCAGAGUCACUAGAAGGUACACAAGAAUCCCAAUCGUUAAUUACUGAACCCGAUUUAUCACCAAUAAAACCUCAAGGUGAUACUCACCUAAAGUAUGAAGGUUCUGACAAAGAACUAGGUAUCAAAAAAACAAAAUACUCGGUAGAAUCAAUAGAAGUUUUACAACCUGCUGAAGAAACUAAAAAUACAAAUGUGUUUGAGGAAUCGUCAAGUCCAGUGGAUGAUUAUUAUUUACAUAAAUCUCAGACUUUAGGUAAAGAACCAUUAAAAUCAAAUAAAGGAGUGGUUAUGACAUCUGAAUCAAAUGUAAAAUUGGAGACUGAAGAUUACAAAAUGCCAUCUUCUAUUGACACAAUAAACCUUGAAGUUACUGAAUUGGAACCAUUAAAACCUAGUGAACAAUUAAUGAAAGAGUCAAAGGUUUCAUCGAAAGUUAUUACCGAUCUUGAUCACAAUAAAAUUAAGCAAUUAAUCUCACCAGAGCAAGGUGAAGAUGUGAACUUAACUCUUGACGUACAAGUGACAAAAACUGCAACAGACUCUCCGUUGGGUAUUGAAAUCUUUACAAAAGAUACGUUUACUGUCAAAGAAGAAGAACAAGAAGUAGUCCCACAAUUGGCGACUUUUACGGUCGAGUCAAUUAUAACUGAAGCGGAAUUUACGCAAGCCACACCAACACGUAAAGAUGAUAUUAAAGAACCUAAUUUGAUUGAUAAUGUAACAUUAACUGAAAGCUUUUUAACUAAAGAAAAGCAACAUAUUGAUGAUGAAAUAGUUAUUAUAAAUGAUACACCGGUUAAGAUCGAAGAACUGGUAGACAGUCACUUAAAUACCCAUCAACAAGAAGAAAAACAACGCGACGACUACGAACAGAAACACGAAAACACCGAUGUUGAUGCAAAUCUAGAAAGUGUUAAUCCUCCACACAGUCUGGAACCAUCAGUGAUUGUAACUGAUUCAACUGUCCUUCCAAUUCAAUCCACCUCCCUAAACCGAUUGCAACGAUUACAAUCAACCGACAAACCUACGAGAUUGAGCACCACAUCUAAGCUAGCAGCUUUACCAGAUGUUUUUGACGACGAACCUUUACUUAAUGAUUACCUUUGUGCUUUAAAAGAGGCCGGCGAUAAAGGAGAUACUAAAGUUAUACAACAAACAGUUAUUCAUAUUGUAGAAACAAUAACAUCUUGGCUUGAAACUGUUGAGUAUAAAAUACACCUCAUUCGCACCCAAGAACCGUCAGACGAACAGGUUGAAGAAUUGAACGACCUUAAAACGUCAAUCACUAAAAUAGGCGAUAAAGUUGACCAGUUAAAUCAAAAUGUUCAACUUACCGAUCAAAUUUAUACUGAAAAAGAACAGAAAAGAAUGCAAAGCUAUAUAGAUUCCUUAAACCAACAAGUAAAACUGAUACAUGAGGUUGUUAAGGUGCAGGAAGAGGUGGUCAUAAAUGACGUUAAGCGUUGGGGUGAAUUUGUAGUUAAAGUACAGGAAAUGGCAACUUUAAUUGAUGGUCUAAAAACGCAGUUGAAUGAUAUAAAAGAAUCAGACUAUGCUCCUCAAAAGAAAAUGGCCUUAUUGGAGGAUCUAGACUCUCAAAUUAGGACUAAUAUAAUUCAAUCGAUAAAUUUGACCAGCAAUGCCAAAUCUCUCCAAAAAGACUUUCCUCAAAAGAAAUUGCCCAAAGAUGUAUUUGUUAUUCAAGAACAGGUUAAAAAACUGGAAAAAGAAAUCAAUAUUGAACGCGAAAAAUCGCAGCAACUGAUAUCGUUAUCGGACGAUUACGAGCAAACCUUAAAAGAAUUUAAACAAAUCAUCCAAAUCGCAGAAGCUUUAGUCGAAAGUCCAAUACAAGUAAAAAAUUUGGAGCAUUUAGAAGACGAGAUGCAAAACCACCGAAAGUUCUUCGUGAAUUUAAGCCAUUGUAGGGCCAUUUUAGAAUCAUUAGAGGAGAAUUUGGAUUUGGAAACUAGAAAGAAUCACGCACAGUUGCAUCAAGAUUUAUACGAGAGAGCUCAAAUUAUUUUGGAUAAAUCCACCGGAAGAUUUAGGCAAAUGUCUUUAGCCGCCUCUAGAUGGACUAUUUUAGAACAAGGUACCAGAGAUGAACUUCGAUGGCUUCAGGUGGCUCAGCAACGUAUUCCUGAUCUGAACAGCGUUACUAGCAGCGACUACGAUCGCUAUAUAGAUCUACAUCACGCCUUGUCAAUUGAUAUUAACUCACAUCAUGACAAACUGAUUCACCUUCAUCACGCCGCUACAAAACUACAGGAAUUGGUCACGUGCUCGGAAUUAGACCAAAGUUACGACGAGUCACUCCAAAUUAUAACAAAAUUACAAGAGGAUGUUAGUAGCAAUUUAUCGCGUUUGUUAUUAUUUAGCGAAAGCUGGACCGUAUACAAUUCACUAAGCGAUAAAGUGGAAAAUUGGCUAAUGGAUGCACAAGUGCAAUUAAAGUCAAUGGAGAUACCUGGAGGAAAUAGAGGGCAUAUAAGGCAAUUUUGGGAACUCAAAGCCAAGCACGAAGUACACAACCAAGCUCGUCUAAAGUCAACAAAAUUACUCGAAAACUCUCUUAAAAUCGUACCUAUAUGCGACGAAAUGCUACAACGGCAAUUCCAUACGCAGCUUCAACAGGACUGGCUAAAAACCACACAACGCAUUGAGCAGAUUCAUGCUGCGUUAAUCGAUGAUAUUUCCUCGAGCGAUGUGUCAAAUAAUGAUAAACUCGCUCUACUAGAACGAGACCUCCACGAACUGAAACUAGAAGUCGAUGACCUUAGGGGUGUUAUAAAAACCGAGGAGGAAUUAAGUUUGUAUCUUAAUCGACUCCAAAUCAUGUCUCAACGGAUAGGAACCUUACAAAAUGAGUUGGGUAAACUUGGACUCAUCUUAUCCGUCAGCGAAUCUGAUCAGUUAGCGAAUUUACUCACACUAUCUAACCAUUUGGAGGGGCAAAUAAUGGAGGAACUGCAUGGUGGACUUUUGGUUCAUGAAAGGCUCCAAAGUAUUCAAGAAAAAUUGUUGAGAGUGAGGAGGAAACACGUGGAUUUAGGAAAGAAAUUGGAAGAAAUUAAAGGAGUCGAGGGAAUGGGUAGCGAUGCGGUGGAAAGAGCCGUGGGAGAGUGUUUCGAGGUAGGAGAGGAACUAGUGACAUUAUGGCAGGAUUUGAUGGGGGCACGACAGUUGCUGCAUACAGUCCCAAUGGGUCUACGGGUCACAAUUUCACCGCUACAACUAGAAAAAGAGAUUUCGCAACUGCAAGACGACCAUACUGCCUUAGAAAAAGAGUGUGGCCAAAUAUUGGCUCUAUUAAGAGGUCGUUUGACCCUUUGGCAACGUUUUGAGAGGCAGUUAGAGCUUGUCCAGCAGAGCGUUCACGAAGCUGACUUUAUGAUUGAGAUAUUGACUGUUCAAGGCACCGUCGACUAUGAAAGAUUGAGGAAAGCUACCGAAAGACUCGAGAACUUAUCCGGUGACUUAGUUUCACGAGAAAACUUGGUGAUCGAACUAAAGGAGGCAGCCAAACCUUUGGCGGAUAGUUGUUCUCCCGAGGUCACAUCCAAAGUAGAAGCAGCCGUAGAAGAGGCCGUUACCGCUUACAAUACCACAUGCAGUAACUUGAAAGACUUAUGCGCGAAAUAUCAAAAAGCUGUCGAUCUCUGGAAAAGGUAUAAAGAAGCGAGCGACCUGGUGAAAGAAUGGAUUGAUAAUCCUAUGGAGGGAGUUGAAGAUAUACCUCCUGCAGAGGCUGUGGAACAAAUAAAGGUUUGCGAAGGAGCUCUCCACGACCAUCAAAAUCGUCUGAAAGAGCUUCAAAGUUUAGUGACAGAAAUUGCAGAAGCAGUGGGAUUGGACGCUAGGACACUUUUGGGCGGCGAAAUCGAUGCCCUUGGUGAUCGUUUACAGGAAGUCCGUGCGACUCUCACCACGUUAGCUGACAUCGCAGACGCCAGAUGUAAAAACGAGGAAAAAAUUUCCGAGACAAAAGAGUUUUUGGAGAACGUGCAAAAGAGCGUCAUGAGUGAUCAACAACCAUCUAUAGAACAUCUCCCUAUCCUCAGGGAUCACCUAUUAAGCCUUUCUGUUGCCGAACAUAAAAUCCAACAAAUCCAGGAAGAAACUCUGGAAAUUACUACUGAAAAAACUGAAAUCUCUAUUAUAGAAAUCUUGGAACUGUGGCAAUAUAUUUUUAAACAAACUUUCAAGGAGUACCACAGACUGAGCACGCAGCUGGUUCAAAAUGAAGACAGUAUGGCGGCAAUUCGCUUAUGGGAAGAAUAUUUAGGGAACUUGGAACAGUUUCUACAUGGUGAUAAAAUCCCUGUUGAUUUGAAUGGCUUACACCAACAGCGACAUCUUUUGGAAAUGCAUGAAAAUCUGUUAACCGAUCAAGAGCGAAUACUAAAGUCUAGUGAGCAGUUUGAUUCGUUGAGAAAACGUCAUCAAGAAAUCUUAGAGCAAAUUAUAGAAAGACAUGAGAAAAUCGAAAUGCGUCUAAACCUAUGGGAAAAAUACCGGGUUGACCAAGCAGAAAUUCUGCAGUGGCUAAAAACUAUGGAAAAAGAACGUGAAAAAAUACCAUUACGCUAUUUACCAGUGCGAAAACUUUCUAAUUUAAUUAGUAGAAUUGACGUUUUGUUGGCUAAAAUUCCCGAAGGAUUAAACCGUCUGGAAGCUUUAAAACGGGAACAAAUCGUCUUAGUGCCAUAUUGUGAUGAUGCGCUAGCCACAUCGAUUAAAAUGGAACAGGUGGCUUUGGGACAAAGAAUUGAUAAUUUGAAAGCUGGACUGGAAACCUGGAAGACAUUUUUAAAGCGAAUUGAUGGUUUGGUAAUGGAAUUCGAGGAAAAAGAAUCGAAAAUCCAGCGGUUGUUUGAUAACCUUCAAACCCUUGUUAACAACUCCCACUCAACACCCACUAUCUCGUCUCGUUCCUCCAUAUCACAUCAAUUAGAUCAGUUUGAACGCGCCAAAGAAACCUUAAAAACCCACAUUGCCGGCCUUAACCAACUUGAAACGAUUAUGGAACAACUAAAAGAAUGUUUAAAUCCAACAGACAUAAAAGUAUUUAAUCAGAAAAUGUGGCUUUUAUGGCAUAGAUAUAAGGAUCUAGAGCUGCAACUGGUCACAAAUUGUCAACAAUUGGAGGAAAGAUUGGGGGUAAAAUCUAACUUUGAAAAGAGACAAUUGAAGUUUAUUGCGUGGGUCGAUGAGAUGGAGACAAAGUUGGAUAAAGAGAUGGAACAGUUGAUUUUGUUAGAUCCUAAAGAAGUAUUAAAGAGGCUGGAAGUGGAGCUUCCCGCGGCCAUGCUGCUGAAAAAAAGGGAAUAUGAGUGGUUGAUAAAAGUAGGAGAAGAAUUGGUAGAGAGGUGUGGAGAAGAGUAUGCUGAUAUCACUGCUAAACAGAUUCUUGAGGUUAAAACGCAGGAAGUAAAGUCAAGAUGGGAACAAUUGGAAAGCUUUGCACGCACUCGCGCCAAUAAAAUUCGUGAGACCCUCUCCGCUACCCUAAGAUUAGAAGAACGAUUGCGGGAAAUUAGAACAUGGUUUACAACAAUCGAGUCGCAAUUGGCCCGUCCAAUAAGGUUUGAAGACUCUUCAAAGGCAACUUUCGACAGGAAUAUUUCAGAGCAUGCUGAACUGAAACGAGCAAUCGAAAAAGAAAGCAACAACAUCGCAGAAGUGUUAAAUUUGUGUGAUUUAUUACUAAGCGAUGACGGUGACCUUAAGGCUAAUUUCCUCACAGAGAAUAUAGGCAAUGGCGUGAAAAAUGUGGAGAAACGCUGGAAAAACGUUUGCAGUCAAUCUGUUGAGCGGAAAAAGAAGAUUGUCACCACUUUCAGUUUGUUACAAAACCUCCUAAAUUUAAGUCAAAAAGGACAUGAAUUUUUAAAGGAAAAAGAUUCAAAAUUAAGUGAACUUAACAAUAUCGAUGUGACAAUAUUGAAUCAACAAAGCCUCCAAACGAUGAUUUAUGAUGUAGAAAAGGAAAUUCAAGAAAUAGAAGCUCAAAUGCCGCAUUUCCAGCUAUUGGAAAAAACUUAUGCGAAAUUAAUGCGAAUCGGAGGGGGAAUAGAAAAUUUGCACGAAUUGGCAUCGGAAGUGCGGUUACAACUAGGCAGGUGGAAUGCUAUGUUGCCAAAAUGGACUGGGGUUCUUAAGAGCCUGCAAAAUGAACUAGUUCCUUUUAAAGAGUUCUACUCAAUCCACGAAGAAGCUGUGAUAAAUCUAAGCCGAAUCGAUGGUUUAUUAACCGAAUUACAACACUUGGAAUAUUCUUCCAUAUCGGCAAAGAAAAAUAAAAUUGACGAUUUAACUAAGGAAUUUAAUAAAUUAAUUCCAAAACUAAAUAAGGCUGAUAAUUUAGGGUUAAAAUUAAUGCAAAGAGGAUCUAACGAAGAAGUUCUAAAGAUCCAAACAAUGAUUGACGAAUAUCAAAACUUAAGUAAAGAUAUCUCAAAAAGAUUAAAUUUACUUAAUCAACAAACGGUUGAAAUGGUUGAAGAAGCUGUACAGGUCGAAACCUUAAGGUUUGAAGAAGACAGUAGCAUUCAAGUGGACACGUUAUUAAGCAAUAAAGAUGCUUACGAAGCUGAAUUUAAAUCGGCGUUAAAGGAAUGUAAAUCCGACCUAAAUAAGUUGGAAAUUUUAAUGCAAAAUGACGGCAUCAGUCCGAAUAUUUUAAUGCAAAAGUUAAACAAAUCCGAAGGCAGUAUUGAAUUAAUUAAGCACUUGAACGACUUACUGGAGAAAGGUGACGGAAAAGGCGAGGAAAAUGAGGAUAAAGAAGACGAAGAGAAAAAGCAAAGUAGAGCUAAAGAAGUGAAAGGAGUAGUAAGGACGUUUGAAGAUAUGCAAACUACUUUAAAGGAAAAGAGGAAAAAAUUAAGCGAGACUAGCGAAACCUCAUUAUGCCCAUUAUGCACCGAACGCAACUGGACUCAACUUGAAAACGACCUGUGGCGUCUCGAAAAGUGGCUUCAGGUGGCCGAAGCGACACGAGAUCCCCAUCGGUCAGUUCCAAGUGAUAUUGAACUACUGGAAGAUACAAUUCAGGACCAGCAUGAAUUUUUAUUGGAUUUGGACAGUCAUAAAAGCAUUGUUAAAUCGUUAAAUGUGGUGGGUCAACAUCUCGCGAAACAUACAGAAAACAUGGAAAAAAAGGAAGAGUUAUUAAAAAGGUUGGAGGAAGUAAAUGUUAGAUGGGAGGGAGUGUGUUCUGAGGCGAGGACAUGGCAGAGAAGGCUACAACGCGCAUUAAUGGAUAACCAACAAUUUCACCAAACCAUCUUGGAACUUUGUCAUUGGCUGCAACGAAGCGAAGCAAAAAUUCGCCAAUCGGAACCCGUAGAUCUGACUGCUUCCCGUUCAGCCCUGGAGUCGAAACUUCGCCUAUUUUCAGACUUACGCGGGGAAUUGGAGCGUUGCGAACCUCGUGUGUUAAGUUUAGAAGAGGCAGCAAAUCAGGCUCUAAAAGAAGAUGAAAGGGAGGAGGAGCAACAUCAUAUAAUUGAGGGUGCGCAGUUGACCAGGCGUCGCUUGAAGGAGUUGAGAUUGAGACUGAAAUCUUUAAUUAGAUUGACGGGCGCCUAUACUGUUAAAUUGAGAGCAGUUUUAGGUAUAGACGCGGGAACCAAUAUCACUCUUGACGAACCAGUUAAUGGGGAAGAGCGACCAAGCACCUCGGCACAAGAAGACACCGCUUACAAUUCACAAGAUGACUCAGAAGAAGAAAUCAAUACUUCGGUACUUAGAAGAGGAUACCGCUUUUUAGGCAGAGUCGUUAGAGCUUCAGUACCGAUUCAAGCUUUAAUGCUUUUAAUGUUAGGGGCAGCUUCAUUAGUCCCUUACUCAGAAGAUGACUAUGCGUGUUCGUUGGUCAAUACGAUAACGAAUAGUUUUACUCCUACGUUACGGUAUCACGAAGGCAAUCCGCCUUAUUAAAUUGUUUAUUUUUCUUUUCAAAAUGUAAGCCGUAUUCGCAUAUUUUUUUAAAUGUUAUCGAAUAUCCGACCGAAUACUUAAAACUAAAUAAUAAGGGGCGAGACUGCAAUAUCACCAUUUUUUAAUUGCAUAUGGCUUACAUUUGCAUGACUGACGAUUCAUUCCAAGUUGUCAUACUUUUUUUUGGCAUUAUGCACAAGUGACUUAAAAAGGCCUUAAAUAAAACUUCAUUAUUUAGACAAGUCAUAAAAGAUAUUAUAAGUAAAUAUAUUGGGAUGUAUUUACGCACACUCAUUGUAUAGUAAUAAGUGGUAAUUAUAGGAUUACGCAUAAGCUAUUGCUUCUCCCGUGAGAACAAUAUUUUACUAUUCUUGUAUUGUUGUUUAUAUUAAGAAUUAUGAAGCGGUUGGCAUGUUGUGAGAUUAUUGUAAGUUUUUUUUUGAAAUUUAUUCUACGUUAAAUGUAUUAUUCCUACGAGGAACUUAAAAUGAGCAUGUUUUAAGUUUCGUAAAACGCUUUUAUAUUUUACUAAGUACGGAUUGUUUUUUUAUUUAUUAUGAUAAAGUCAGUAGUUGUAUGUUCUUUAUUUAUACAAUAAAAUUUAUAUCUGAUUA